Molecule: messenger RNA, 49100 nt
Organism: Paramuricea clavata
Lineage: Eukaryota; Metazoa; Cnidaria; Anthozoa; Malacalcyonacea; Plexauridae
Source: the annotation of a GenBank genome assembly
ACCACUUUGCCAAGUCACCAAAGUGUCCAGCAAAAUCUGCUGAAUGUCAUAAGUGUCAUAAGGAGGGACAUUUUGCAAGUGUGUGUAGAACUAAAGUUAGUAAUGAGAGAGACAAUAAAAAGAAAAUAAACUAUACAAGAGAAGAUCAGGAAUCCAAAGAGGGUGACAAUGAAUAUGCUUUUGUUGUUAAUCAUCAGUCGGAUGAAAACAGUGGUUUAGUCGAUAUCAAAGUUGGAGGAGUGUUGUGCAAUUUUCUUAUUGACUCUGGUUCAACGUGUAAUGUAAUCGAUAAAUCCUGUUGGGAGAAACUUAAAGCCAAGCAAAUAAAAUGUAAGUCGGAGAAAACAGCAACACAGAUUUAUUCAUAUGGAUCAAGUAAGCCACUUAUUGUUGCUGGGAAAUUUACAGCCGAUGUUGUAUGUCAAGGCAAAGAAGUAAAAGAAGCAGAAUUCAUAGUGAUUGAAGGCACCGGUAAGCCAUUACUGGGAAAGAAAACUGCUAUUCAAUUGAAUGUCUUGAAGAUUGGUCCACAACCUGUGAUAUCGGAAGGUGUCAACUCAGUCGAGGAUGACAAUACAUUCAGAGAUAGAAUGAUGAAAACAUAUUCGGGGUGUUUUAAAGGUAUUGGAAAGUUGAAAGACAGACAGCUGGAAGUUAACUUAGACCCAAAUGUGAAACCUGUGGCACAGAGAGCUCGUAACAUUCCAUAUGGAUUACAGUCUAAAGUUGAAAAGAAAUUAGAUGAAUUGGAAAGGCAAGGUAUAAUAGAAAAGGUAAAAGGACCAGCAAAAUGGGCAAGUCCACUUGUUGUUGUACCUAAGCCAAAUGGUGACAUUCGACUGUGUACGGACAUGCGCAGAGCCAAUGAAGCGAUUGUUAGAGAGAAGUUUCCUAUUCCUACAGUGGAUGAUAUCCUUCAUGAAAUAAAUGGUAGCAAAGUUUUCUCAAAAUUGGAUCUCAAAUAUGGAUAUCACCAGUUAGAGCUUGAAGAGAAAUCGAGAGAAAUCACAACCACUGUCACUCACAAGGGACAUUAUCGAUAUACACGUCUAAUUUUUGGUAUGAAUAAUGCAUCAGAAUAUUAUCAGUAUCAUAUUGGUGAUGCAAUUCGCGAUUGCGAAGGUGUGCAUAAUAUAUCGGACGAUAUUAUCGUACAUGGAAAGGAUCAAGCUGAGCACGACGAAAGGCUUGAAAAGUUGCUGAUGACCCUAGUGGAAAAAAAUCUUACACUUAAUCCUGAAAAGUGCCAGUUUCGCAUGACUGAGCUUACAUUUAUGGGAUACCUUUUAUCAGAAAGAGGUAUUGGUCCAACUAACACCAAAGUUGAAGCUGUAAAGAAUGCAAGGCGACCUGAGACCGCAUCGGAAGUGCGUAGUUUCCUUGGAUUGGUUAACUUUUCUGCGAGGUUCAUUCCUGACCUGGCGACAACAUCCGAACCUCUUCGACAGCUGACGAGGAAAGGCGUGGUUUUCCAGUGGACUAAAGUACAUGAAAACGCUUUUAACAAGUUAAAGUCCCAAUUAACAAAUGCUGAGUCACUUGCAUAUUUUGACAAAGAUGCCAAAACGAAGAUUAUCGCAGAUGCAAGCCCGGUAGGUCUCGGUGCUGUUUUAAUUCAAGAGCAAGAUGGCGAAGAUAGAGUCGUAAGUUAUGCUAGUCGAUCUUUAACAAGUGUGGAGAGACGAUAUAGCCAGACUGAGAAAGAGGCUCUCGGUUUAGUUUGGGCGUGCGAAAGAUUUCAUGUUUAUCUCUAUGGGAGUAAGUUUGAAUUGAUCACUGAUCAUAAGCCUUUGGAAGUCAUUUAUUCAAAGAAUUCAACGCCACCAGCCAGGAUACAAAGAUGGGUACUACGUUUACAGUCGUAUGAUUUUACAGUCACGUAUAGACCUGGAGCGCAAAAUAUUGCUGACGCACUGUCCAGAUUGACCAUGAACACAAGCCCUAGUACCGAUGAUGCAGAAGAUUAUAUACGUUUUGUGGCAAAGAAUGCAGUUCCAAAUGCCAUCACAAUUCAAGAAGUGGAGAAAGAGUCAGACAAGGAUCCAGAACUUUCCAAGGUUAGAUCUUGUAUAUUGACUGAUGAUCAAUGGGAAUCGGUAGAUGUAGCAUAUAGAUCUGUCAGACAAGAACUUAGUGUUUUGGGAAAGUUAGUAGUUCGUGCUACACGCCUAGUGAUUCCGAAGAUAUUACAGAAGAAGGUCCUGAAUUUGGCACAUGAGGGACAUCAAGGAAUCGUUAAGACCAAACAGCGUUUAAGAAGUAAAGUUUGGUGGCCAAAUAUUGAUAAGGAGGCAGAAAAAGAAUGUCGUACAUGUCAUGGAUGUCAGGUGGUGCAAUUACCUUCUCGUCCAGAACCAAUGGUAAGAACACGUUUACCAGAAUCUCCAUGGGAAAUAACUGCUUGUGAUUUACUUGGUCCAAUAAACAAUAAUAUUUACAUUCUAGCAUAAUCGAUUAUUAUAGUAGAUGGAUUGAAAUAGAUAUUCUGAAAUCUAUUACAUCGUCAAAGAUUGUUCAGUCUUUAGAUCGAAUGUUUCUUACCCAUGGAUUACCAUGUGAGUUAACGUCUGAUAACGGUCCACAAUUUGUGUCUUCUGAGUUUGAGGAGUUUUGUGAGAAGAAUGGAAUUUAUCAUCGCCGUAUAACUCCAUUAUGGCCACAAGCAAAUGCUGAAAUCGAAAGACAGAUGAGAAAUCUAAACAAAGUAAUUAAAAUUUCUUAUGCGCAAGGAGGAAAUUUAGAGGAGGAACUUAACAAAUUCCUAACAGCGUAUCGUACAACACCUCAUGGGACUACUGGAAAAGCCCCAGAUGAGAUGUUAUUCAAGAGACGUCUUCGCACAAAGAUACCUGAAUUGGUUCCUUUUGAUAAAUGUGAUGAAGAAGUACGUGAUAGGGAUGCAGUUCUCAAACAGAAAGGAAAGGAAUAUGCGGAUGACAAGAAGAAUGCAAAAUAUCCUGACCUCAAAGUUAAUGAUAAAGUUCUACUGCAGCAGCGUAAAACGUGUAAGACAACAACUAUGUAUGAACAUGAUCCUUACGAGAUUGUUGACGUGAAUGGUUCACAAGUGACAAUCAAAUCAGGUGAAGGUGUUUGCUACAAACGCAAUUCUUCACACGUUAGAAAAUUUGAAGAAUCAGAUUUACCAUCGGGAAAUGAACAUAUUGACGAGUCGGAACAUUUCAAAGAACCGGACACUAAUGAACAAGUGAUAGAUAAAUCGUUGGUCGUUGCUGAACCAAGACGUUCAUCCAGAAGUACAAAAGGAAGAGCUCCAGAGAGACUUGAUUUAUGAAGAGGCAUCGUAACGAUAAGUACAAACAGUAUAUAUUAGACAUUAAGAUUAUCAAUUAGAAGUUAAAAAUAAUUGUUCUAAAACAUUGUCUUUUGCGAACAGUUAGAUACACUUAACAGUUAGAUACACUUAACAUUUUUAAUUAUAAAAAAAUUAGAAGAAAAAAAGGGAUAUAGUGUUUAGUGAUAAUGUACAGUUAAUAUAUGCAUAAUAGAUUAGUAUGGAUAGUUAGGUAUAAAUAUGGAUCGUAGAAGUCGGCCAUAUUGAUUAUUAUACUUCAGUAACACAUGUACAAGUUAGUAAGUUUUUCUGGUUGAAAUAUAAAUCUCUUAUAAGAAAGAGACACUAAACCCAUCCCUCUAUAAUUCGGUGGAUUAAAGCCUUCCUCUGCGAUCGCGAACAAUGUGUCCGGGUGGGAACUUCUAUGUCCUCUUGGAAGAAAACAAAUGGUGGCUUGCCACAAGGUACAAAGUUGGGUCCAUUAUUGUUUGCUGUUCUCAUUAAUUUCUUACUCAAAAACUGGCCCAGUAGGAUCAAGUUUGUGGAUGACACCUCAGCCCUAGAGAUUAUACCACGUUUUUCAUCCAGUUUAAUGCCAUUAGUCGUAAAUGAAAUCUCGGACUACGCCUUAGAACGUGGAAUUGAACUAAAUUAUAAGAAAUGCAAACAAAUGUUGAUCAACUUUCUUAAAUAUAAAGGAUCUGAUGAUGAAAACCCGAUCUAUGUUGCAGGUAAACCGGUGGAAACUGUGUCCUCUUUCAAGCUCCUAGGUGUAUGGAUAUCAAACGACUUGUCAUGGAAUACUCAUGUCGACAUGGUAUUGAAAAAGGCAAAUUCUCGCUUAUACGCAUUGUCUGUUAAAAAAGGCUGGUCUUCAAGCAUCUCACAUUGUCUAAAUAUAUAUCUCAUUCAUCAGAUCCAGAAUUGAAUAUGCAUCCCCUGUAUGGUCGUCAAUACCCAAAUCAUUAUUUGACAUUCUCGAAUCUGUUCAAAAGAGAGCAUUGAGUACAGCUUAUCCAGAUCUGUUAUAUGAUGAAGCCCUUAAAAUUUCAAACUUACAGUAUCUGAGUACUCGUAGAGACAUCUCUUGCAAGAAAUUCGUCGAAUCUCUGCGACGUGAUGUUUCACCCUACAACCCUUUGACCCAAAUUAUGGAAAUUCGUCCCGGGGUAAAAACUCAUGAUUAUGACUUAAGGAAUGACAGAACGGCCGAACAACCUUUAUGGUCAGAAACCACUGAACGGUUAAAAAACUUCGUGACUAGGAAAUAUUAUUAGCUUUAUAGUUAAUUAACAGUCCCAACUAAAUAAACAUUAUUUUAUAUAAUAUAUAUAUAUGUACAUUUUAAUAUAAAUUUUUAUGCUAUAUUAGUACUCCAUGUAAUUCAGUUUUCCUUUAAAAACUGCAAAUUGGUUUUAAUUAAACAGAUUGAUUGAUUGAUUGAUUGAUUGAUUGAUUCUCACGCCGCCAUUUUUGGGUAGAAUUUCAGCCGAAGUCUGCGAGAUAAGUCCACAUAACAGCGACUUUUUAUAAUUUUUUUGACAUAUGAUGGUAAGUUUGCUUUGUAAAUAGUUAGUUUAUUUUGAAAAAUUGCUUUUCACAUUGUUUUAAUUAUCUGAAUUGGUUAACGAGAAUUGGAUGCCACCCAAAAAUGGCGGAUAUUCGUCAUCGUGAGAAAGGCCAAUUGGAUGAGUUGUACAGUCAUAAUUCAUUAAUACACUGAUACAUAUAUGCACUACAUGCAUACGUCAGGGCGUUGACUUUGGCCCGUUCUAUAUGGUAAGCCCAACUUUCCAUGGGGGUGAUUAGCUAGACCGCUGCACCUCCCCUACAUUUUUUUCCACCUAUUUCCACCAAAAUCCGGCCUUGGUCAAAUCCGUCAUUAUGUAUGACGACGCUCAUAAAGAGUGCUCAAGUGCGUACGUCCAUCAGAAAACGUCAAGUAUUGAAUAUGUAUAAAUUGUCAUUUGUUAUCUGUACUCAAUAUAUAACGGCUGCUUCCCAAAAUGAACAUAUACGAUUUCCCAUUUGACUGGAUCACCAAUACCUUUCGAGAAAUAAGCCAUGUAGGUUCAUAUUUGAGACAUUGGAAAAUUUGCACGUUACUUUAGCGACUUUUACGAAAACAGAACUCCAAUAGAGGCAGAGCACAAUGGUGCAUGCUUUAAUGGAGCAUGCAUGCAGUCUUCUCGUAAACUUUGUAAAGUGGCAUGCUUGCUUAACAAGUUUCCCAAUUCAGUACAAACUCCUAAUACAUUCAAUUUCAGGCUCAAAUAAGGUAAAGUAAAACUGGAGGGCACUUAACAUUGCGUAACUCCCGUUCUCAAUUCAUGCGUAAAUUAUGCAUGCAUAAGUUGCAUGCACGUUCAGUUAUUUUCUGCCCACAACGUUUUCACUUUUCCCAUUCAAUUUUCUCAUCCAAGUUGAACCAGAAUUUGAUCGAUUGGCAUGGUCAUGAAUUACACGAAUUUUUGUAUUAAGCCGCUUGAUAUUUAUUUAUUUAUUUAACUAUUAUUUAUUUUAAAUUAUUUAUACACGGUAGCUUAAAUCAACCAACUUAUUACAAUAAACAGUAUGGAAUGUUUUCUAAAUUCUACUGUAUAAAUAAUCAAAAUGGCCAUGUUUGAAUAAAUUCAUUAUUAUGUCCAUAAAAAUUAUUAGCAUAUAUAGAAAUUAAUUCAUCUAUAUACAAUCAAAUUAUGAUAAACUAAUAUACUACAUAAACUGAGAAAUAUUAUUUUGUCAUUGAUGAAUUGCCUUAAAUACUGUAUCUUGAGUCGCAGUAUAUUGCUGACACGCAAUUGUACAAAGAAACACACCAACAAGCCCAGGUAUCGUAACUUUCGUGGAGGUAAAUGAAGUGAACUAAAAUCAAGUAGAUCAUAGACGUUUUUAGAUGAAGUAAAGGUUCCACUAUAUGCAACUAUAGCGGUAAUUAAGGGCAAAAACUGAAGCGAGGCAGCCAUGGCCCAUGUAGAGAUCAUGAUAAUGAGUGACCAAUUAACAGUCUUGAGCCUGAGGAAGCUUGUCCUCUUUUUAAAUUAAAACUGAUAAUACUGUAUGUAUUAUUUAAAUUAAAUCUUGAAAAUGGAAACAAUGCGUUAAAAAGGUCAGUAGAAAACAAACCAAAAGGCUGAAAAUAUGUAUAAGGCAAUGCACCAUGCAGACUGGCUAGAAAACACACACCGCUACGCCAAGCUGUAUAGAAACUCCACCCCGUCGAUAUUCGAAGUUUUGUGCCCGGAAUGCACCCCGGUUGCAAUCUAGGUAUGAUAUAUAAACUAUGUAAAGUAGGCAUUAGGACCUGACGGGAUUGAAUUUGACCUUGAUAAGACGCUUCAUAGGAACAUUUUAAAACUCGCAACAAACAUUUAAAACCAGCGAAUGUUGAAUGGCUACCGUGUUUAAAUAGUUUUAAUAAACAAUACAAAAGCUUGAAUGUAAAUAAUUAAUUAAAAUUUCAGCAGUUGAACUUUGGGUUGACUAUAAAACUUACACUUUGACUAAUAAUGUGGUAUUAAUUUCGACUGCUUGACCCAGCGAUUAGCCGAUUACCAGGGCUUUAUCCAAGCACUUUUGCUGACCCUCGACUUUUGCUGACCCUCGUUUUAGAAAAGAAGAUUCAAAUUGAAAUUCAAUUUGAAGAUUCAAAUUGAUUCAGAUUUUGAAAAGAAGAUUCAAAUUCAAUUUGAAGAUUCAAAUUGAUUCAGAUUUUUUUUUGUGACGCAGGAAUGUAUAGCCCCGGGGCCGGUUGUGAAAAGAAGAUUCAAAUUCAAUUUGAAGAUUCAAAUUGAUUCAGAUUGUUUUUGUGACGCAGGAAUGUAUAGCCCCGGGGCCGGUUGUAUAAAACUCUUAAUCACUUUUUUAAUCACUAUUUUGUAGUUAAAUAGUGAUUAACUCUCAAAUACGCGCUUCUUAUUGGAUGACGUUUCCACUAACUAUAGUUAACUUUAAUCACUUUUUUAUACAAACGGCCCCUGAGGGUCUAAGGACAAAUCUUAUGUAAGCAUUGCGCAAUACCAAAGAGGCCAUGCAUCGAUGUACUCGUAUUGGAGCGUAUUGUUUCUGCGGCUUUUUCACUCUACCAGCUCAAGGUUGUGUAAAUUUUAGAUUUUAGUUGGAAAAAUUUACUUUCUAUUUGUAAUAUUUGUUAUUCUUCAACCCUCCCAUUUCAUUUUGUGUUGAUAUGAUCGAAAUUUUUAUCAGAAAUCCAAAUAGGCAUGCCAUCUAAGCAUGGUGGGCACAGGACACAACAUAUACGAUGACAGUGAUACGGUAUACAUCAAACAUGUCGUUUUAUUUGGAAAACAACCCAGCUCAAAUAACCCUGAUUCUCGGAAUUUCAAAAACUAAAGCGUGCGAAAAUGAUUUUUUGUUGUUUUUUUCUUCUUUUCGUUGGGGAAAGAUUCAGUUUAAAAACUCAAUCCAGGAUUGAGUUUUGACCUCCGUUUACCGGAGGUCAGUUGGUGCCUGAUUACCAUUUGGCACGGAAAAAAACUGUAACGAAAACGCUUCCGCAUUGAAAAUAUUUCUUUUUCCAGGUUUAUUCGGAGGGCAAGAAGUUAUUGGAGCUUGUAUUUUUGGUGCAAUGUGUUUAUUAUACAAUCUUUUAAUUAAAUUUGCUAUAGCGUUAAAAGUUCUAUCUCUGUCAGUAGAUUAACUCUUCUUGUAUACUACGGUUGUGGAAAUAUUUACAUUGGACUAUAUAUGCAUUUUAGGGUAUUACUGUUCGUCAUUGUCCUUUAAAAGGUUGUUGUAUCAUCACAAGGAUCAUUGAUGGCGGAACUGCGAGCAGAAGUGGUAAAUGUUCUUUUUCUUUCUGACUAGGAUAAGUUUUUUUCAUGAAAGAUUAUCCAAUACUUGUCGAACCUAUUCCGUCGAUAGUGUUUGUGGAUUUCGUGAAUCAGUAUGAGCUAUCGCACUGUGAGUGGUUGCGGGAGGUCGGAUCCUUAGAAUCUAAGUCAAUCAAGUCCACCUUAUCACAACCCGCACACCCGAUUAUCUAUAUAUACAUGAACUUACGGUUACAGCUCAACAGCUGGCCUCUGUAGGUCAGUUGGUUAGAGCGCUGCACCGGAAUCGCAGGGCCGUAGGUUCAAUUCCUACCAGAGGACCUUGUGCUUACGCGAUUUUUCGCAGUCGUUCCUGGUUAGGUCUUAAAAUGUAUAUUUUCUCACUUGGAUUACCAACCCUAACAUCCUGGUUUUAGAAUAUAUUGAUUAUUGCACUUUAUUACAUUGAAUUUUAGACUUCGGGCAUUGCUUCCCCUUACUCAGGUGUAAAUCGUACACUCGACACGCGCUGACGCAAUGUGGUUCGGGCGCGAAUCGGUGAUUGAAUAAAGCCUUGUUGCGUAAUGAUCUGGGGCCCGUUGUAUAAAAAAAGUGAUUAAAGUUAACUAUAGUUAGUGGAAACGUCAUCCAAUAAGAAGCGCGUAUUUGAGAGUUAAUCACUAUUUAACUACAAAAUAGUGAUUAAAAAAGUGAUUAAGAGUUUUAUACAACCGGCCCCAGAAUAAUUUCUGCCAUCUCUGUAUUUUUGAAAGGUGUACUUGAAAUUGGUGAUGAAAUUUACGAAAUAAACGGAGUGAGUGUGAAAGGAGCUCGGAUUGAAGAUAUUUUGACCCUUUUGGUAAGUUUUUCUUCAGGUAGACAAAAUUAUAUAUGAGUGCAAUGUAGGCAGUGUAUGUUGAGUAAAUAUCUAAGUGAGCCGAUCGUCAGAUACAAAGACAAUAAUUCUUUCAAUUACUGUCCCGACCGAAGAGAAAGCUACGUGUUUGAUUCACGAACAACACCCAAAUUAACUGAUCCAUCUUUAACGUCAUAUCUUUCUAAACGUUUCCAUGAUAAGAACGGAAUACUUGAGUACGGGGCAUAAUCAUAUGGCCUUAAAAUUGAAUGAAAGUAAACCAAAGAAAAAGCUCAAUCGAAUAGUUUUUAUGUUUACCAGGGGCGGAUCUGUUCUGAUUUGGUAGAGGGGGUUGAGAUUUUCCUGAGGGGGUUAAUUACUACGGGGUUCCGGGCCCUGAAAUGCCGUUUCCUGCAUUCUGAGCAUGCACUACCUUUUAUUCAUGGUCGGAUUUUGAGGGGAGGUGCGCACCUCCCCUGAGAUCAUUUUGCACAUCCCCUGAAAAGUCAUGCACCUGCCCUUGGGGAAGUUUCAAUAACAGAAGUUUCAAUGAUUUUGGUUGCUUAGGGUCUACAAUUCGUAUGAAAAUUUUUCUGUAAAAUUGAAACAGUGAUAUCUUCAUCUCUGUGUCAAGUACCCUUUUAAUGUUUUGAAAGAAACUUUGUAGUAAUUGUAAUGACGGGCAAAAUUGGAUGAGUUGUACGGUCAUAAUUCAUUAAUACACUGAUACAUAUGUACAGUACAUGCAUACGUCACGUCGUUGACUUUGGCCUGUUCUACAGUAAGCCCUGACUUUCCAUGGGGGUCGUGAGCUAGACUGCUGCACCUCUCCUAAAUUGUUUCCACCUCCCCACUGUUUCCACCAAAAUCCGGGCUUGCUUUUAUUUGUUGAAUUUGUCCUCACAGUACUUGUAUUUCGGGCAAAAAUGAGAAAAACUACUACGUUAUAUGUUGACCCGCCGUAUUGGUGCUUGAAUAUUUUUCGCUUUUUUGAAAAUCAAUUGUUUCAAUAUAAUAAGUAUAGUAUAGACAACUCAAAUAUGGAAUACCAGAAUUUUCUUCAAAUAGGGAAUACCAGAGUGGAGAACAUAUGAUAUGGAGAACCAGAGGUUUCUUUACCAUGUUAUUUUGUAUUUUUUUGAAUUUAUCUUUAGCAUUUUUCCAUAAACAGUGUGUCGCUGAAAGUCGUUCCCGCAUUGGAAAUUAUCAGAACGUUUCCUCGUGAAAAUAAGGUUUGUAUUAAAUAUAAGUAAUUUAAUUAUCAUCGUCUUUUCUACGGCAGCAGGGGUGGUCACCCCCCUUCCGUGCUCCCAGAGAAUGUUAGCAGCUCUACUAUAAAACCCCUUCCGACUUCAAUUUUCAUGUUUUCGUGUUUGAUCGUUGAUAUGCUGUAAUCAAUCUCACUCCCAGGCUCCCCCUUCUACCGGCCAUUAAUUUGUUGUGAAAGAAUGGACCUGCUGAAAAAUAUACACCCAUUGUUACACAGGGUAUCCCGAGAAAAUGCAAUAAUUUUUACACCGCUACAGUAAUUAUGUAGGAAACUAAUUAUGUAUGUAUCGAAAAUGUAAUCUAAAAGAUCAAUUUUGACACUAAGAUUAUUACAAUUGGUGAAGUAGAACCAAUGUUGUGGCUGUUUAAAUUAAGGGGUCACCAAACCUAUUGGUAUAUACUGAACACAGUCCAUGCAUUAUUUCAAUGACUUACAUGCAUAUAUACUGGGUGAACCAGACUUUGUUUUAAAACAGCCAUAUAAUAUUGGUUCUCCAUAGCCAAAAUGACGUACUUUCUUGAAAGGUGUAUUCAGCAACUUGUUAGGAAAUUGUGAGUGAAAACUUGCAGCAAUUUGACAACAUGACAACGUCGUUACAACUUGUUGACAAACUUGCUACAAGCCUGUUGCGAACGCAUUUUUUGGUAAGAUGUCAGAUUUUUACGUGUGUGUAUAGACCAAUUUCAAUAAUCUUGGUAUCAAAAUUUAUCUCUUAGAUUAAAUUACUGAUACCCACUUAUACUUUUCUUUAAUGCACCAAUUCGUUAAGCAAAUAUUCUAAGACAAUUAAGAAAACAACUAUGACACACACAAUGUUGUGGGAGAAGGGUUGUCGAGGUGAAAUGCUCCGAUUAUACUUUAAACUGUGGCCUAAGUGUCGCCCCAUAUAAUUAUAUGUCCUCAGGGGUUGUGGUUCCCCCAGUUUGGACUUUACCCAAGGUGUAGUAGAUCCCCGAGGUGGGCAUCCUAAAUGUCCAAGGGGUAAUGGAUCCCCGUGAUGGUCAUUGUUUACUUUAAUGUCCAAGGGGUAGUAGAUCCCCGUGAUGGUCAUUGUUUGCUUUAAUGUCCAAGGGGUAUUAGAUCCCCGUAAUGGUGAUUGUUUACUUUACAAUACACUGUAUAAUACAUUGAUUUGUGUGAGUCUAUGGGAUUGAGGGUGAACUUUGGGAGCACUCCGUCCCCAAACAACCAAAUAUUUUUAUUUUUACAACCUUGCAAAGUCAAUUCCAAUACUGUAUAUUACAAAAUAUAGAUGUGCCUGUAAUAACAUAUUAACCAGUAACUAUACUCCAUAAUACUUUAUCUAUAACACAACAUGAAUUGCAUUUCAUGUGAAUCUUGAUGACGGAUUGCAUAUCGAAACAAUAUUUACCGAUUUUUAUUUGUUUUGUGAUACCAGUUAUGAUAUAGUGGUGCAAAAUCCUUGAAGGGUGGGAUGGGUGGUAAUUUCGAAGUACUUUGCCGCAGAGGUCAUACAAUUAUGCUUGCAAGUGACACAAUGAGGCUUACUGAUCCAAGAAGGAAACUAUGCAGACGAAGAGGUGAAACCUGAUUGGUCUAUUUUCCCGCAUGCAUGGGAAGAGAUUUGACAAUGGUUUGUUGUUAAUUCAGCCUUGCGCUUUGCACAUGUAUGACCACAUGAUUCACAGAUUGACCUUUGUACCAGACCUUUGUACUCCAGGAGACUUUGCAUAACUUUACUCUUGUCCUAACGCUUGUUUCAUAAACUUAAGUUUAUAAUGCUAUGGGCAUGUAUAAACUUGCUGUGUAUAGCUAUUGUAUUUUUUCUGGACAUUCUAUAUUUUGUAAUAUAUUUAAUACACAGUAGCCUUUUUACCUUUCUAUUACUUUAGAUGUUUUAUGUAAAAUGUCAUUUCGCAUACAAUCCACGUAAUGAUUCGUUGCUACCGUGUCAAGAGGCUGGCUUGGCUUUUGGCAAAAAUGAAAUUUUGCAUGUAUUUGAUCGCACUGAUACCUGGUGGUGGCAAGUAAGUAUGACAAUAGACCAACUUAUAACUUGGUAAUGCAAAUUUUCCAUUUCACUGUUUAUUUACACUUUUAAGAAAUGUAAUAUUUUGGUUUCAGUGUCACGCUAAUCAGAAUACAUUGUUGCGUACCUGAAUGUCAUUUAACUGAAAAACAUCUCUCAAAAGUGUAAAUAAACAUUGAAAUGAUGGGCAAUUUGCAUGCCAAGUUAAGUUGGUUGGUUGGUAAUUCUUAUACAACUAGAAUUUCGGGGAAAAUAUAGACCGUGUAAGGACCAAUUCAACUACAGUAAUAACUAUUUUAGAACUAUAGCGACGUUACUUCUCUGAAUGACCACGUGGGUUGACAUUCUCUUGCUACGUGGGUUGGCAUUACCUAAAUGAUUGCAUCAAGCCGCCGUGUUCUAGACGAUCUUCAAAUAUAUCAUCCUUCGAACAGAUCAUCCAGACUUCCUAACGGCUACUGCACCCACCGCCAAAUCCAAUACAAUAACAGUGUACAAAUAUUCAUUUUAUCGCAGAACAAAUAUUACAUGGCAUCAUACCCCAUUUAAUCCCUCCUCUAAACCCAUUCUGAGACAAUUACUUCUAUAUAUAUAUAUAUAUAUAUAUAUAUAUAUAUAUAUAUAUAUAUAUAUAUAUAUAUAUAUAUAUAUAUAUAUAUAUAUAUAUAUAUAUGAUGGUAUACGAAUGUGGUUUGGUUCACGAAAUGCCAAAGAGUGCUCGAUAGCAUAUAGAUUAUAUAUAUAUAUAUAUAUAUAUAUAUAUGAUGGUAUACGAAUGUGGUUUGGUUCACGAAAUGCCAAAGAGUGCUCGAUAGCAUAUAGAUAUAGAGCAGGAAUAGUCGUUUUACUUCAGAAAGGUUGCCACAACAGCCUGUUUUAUCCAAGAGGAAUUAUCAGGUGACUCCUGAGGCGAUCCCAUGAUUCCUCUUGGAUGAAACAGCCUGUGUGGUAAAACGACUAUAUAAUGGUAAUAACGUAUAAGGUUUCAUCACGAAUGUAGUCUCGUUUUUGUGGGUAGCCGCGCAUGCGCAGCUAACCACUAUGUGAGAGACUGAAGCGCGAUCUUCCGUUUCUCUGUGGCUCUGUGGCGCUGUGGCUGACUCUUCCACAGUCCCUAACACUGCUUCUAACGCAAAGGACCAUGGGAAUGCCCCGAGGCGUUUUGUUAGGGACUGUGAAAUAUUGUGUCUGUUUCUUGGCAAAUCUGUCCAUUUCUCGGCAAAUGCAUAAAUUUUGAUAAUGAGCGAAGAUUUGGACGAGAGGUUGCCUUUGCAAGACUUAGAAAGCAUCUGGUCGGGUUCAGAGGAAGAUUUGGAGACGUCUAUGCAUAAUCUAUCGCUGAAUGACGAGGAUUAUGGUAAGUGUUGACAAAUGGAUACAAGCCAUGAUAUAAUUUCUGUUGGAAAUAUCGCAAUAUUUGCAUAAACCGCUUUUUAUAUUGUCAUUUUUGUGCAGGGCAUAUAAUUUCUGUUGGAAAUAUCGCAAUAUUUGCAUAAACCGCUUUUUAUAUUGUCAUUUUUCGUAAUAUUUGCAUAAACCGCUUUUUAUAUUGUCAUUUUUCGUCACAUCAGAUAAUGAUAAACGAAGAACAAGCACUCCUAUACAAGAAAUACAUCAGAUAAUGAUAAACGGAGAACAAGCACUCCUAUACAAGAAGGAAGGCAACGUGAAAAGCCCCGCGCAAGGAAAGCACACAUUGACUCCUACAUCAGAUAAUGAUAAACGGAGAACAAGCACUCCUAUACAAGAAGAAGGCAACGUGAAAAGCCCCGCGCAAGGAAAGCACACAUUGACUCCAUCAACAAAGCAAACUCCAUAUUUGCCACCGUUGAAGAGAGUUUGUGUUGGUAAGUUUUAAAAAUAGUUUCAUAUAUUCAAAAUUAUAUAUCUCUUUGAACAAACUUUAUCGCGUGCGAGAUUUCAUUGGAUUUAUAAUUUAUUAAAUAGCUUAUAAUAAUUCAAUUGUUCAGGAAAAUCCCUAUCAGGGAAACAACGAUUGGAUCAAAGAAAGGCCACUACAAUUGUUUAAAAGAUGGUUUUGAAUUGCACGACAACAGUCAAACACCUAAUGAUACGGUUGUGGCAUAUCUGGGCGACGAUACUGUCAUAAAAUCACGCGUAUAAACUCGAGCAGUAAAAGAGCCUUUCCUUGGAGUCUACAUCAAGAGGUAUAGAAAAGAUAACAAAAAUCAGUAUCCUUUUUAUAAAUCUAUAUUAUGCAAUUAAACCAAUUAUAUUGUAUAUAUUACAAUAAACUAUCAGGCGUUUGAAUAUCAAUAACAUUACAUAUAUUAUUAGUAACACCUGGUUCCUUUCUAAUGUCAACAGAUACCUGUAGUACUGUAAGAGCCAGUGUUUUAAACUGCUAAAUGUUUUAAUUUGCUUGCAGCAUGAGUACAACUUUGUUUGUUAAACUUUGUGCUGCCAGUUAUAUGAAGAGAAACAAAUUCUCAAAUAUUUCAUAUCUAGAAUGGUUGGUGUAAUUCUAUUAAAAAUUACGGUCAGAAAUAAAUUUUCCAUUGUCAUUGAAUCUGUUUAGAACCAUUGAUUCAAUCCUUUUAGAACCAUUGGUUCCAAUUUCUGUAACAAUAAUUGUAAAUAUACAAUCAUUUAAAACGUUUUUCCUUCACUGAUAAAUUAACAGAGUGUUUUUUUAUUAACCUAUGGGAAAAGUGUAUUGCUCAUCAAUUUUCUGACAUUAAACAUGAUGAGAUUGAAUCAAAUAGUAUGAGUAUAUUCUAUUAUAUAUCUGAUAAAUCUAAUGUAUAUACAGGGACGCCGGAAAUGGGGGAGCAGGAGGGGCAGCCGCCCCCGUUGCCCUUUACCAGGAGGGGCAAGGGGGCAAAGGUGCCCUUCAAUUUAUAGAAUUGCCUUGGGGAAAUAGCGAAUUGUUAAAAAUUUUAGUGUGAUUCUUUUACGAAUUUGCUUCAGAAAACGCAACAAAUGCAGUCAUCGGGCUUCAAGAAUAACACAAUCGCCUGGCUGAGAACCUCCUCACACCCCUAUCAUCCAAUAAAUAGAAAACAUGAUUAGGCGAAGUUCAACUCCCGAUGUUUUGCAAACAUCUCUCAGUAUAUAUCAAUUCAAAAGUGCCCUUUAGCAAAAAUCUGCCCCCCUUGCUUUCACAUUGUUCCGGCGUCCCUGUGUAUAUAAUUAUAAUAAAUUCUCCCAAGCCCCCCCAGCCACGAAUAGGCCUCUGACUACAUACAGUAUGUGUUAUUAACCCUUUAAGUGGCAAUGCACUCUGAUGCACCCUAAUUCAGAAUUUUACUCUGUCUAAUGUCAGACAAGCAUACUGAAGCAUUCUUUCUCACGUCAUUGAUUUUUGUAAUGGGUCAUUCCAGAAAACAUCGAUCCAUACCACCCCCACAGAGGAAAUAGGAAGCUAACCCCCCUACCCCCUUCGUAUGAUCCGUUCCCUGAUCAACUCAAGGCAGCACAUUUUAUUUUAAGGAGGUUCUUUUAAUAUGUUCCAGGUAGGAAAACAGUAGAAAAGUUUGGUGAUCCCAAAAAGGCGUCAAUUUCCACUAACAAUGUUGAUUCUUAUGCAAGUGGGAAAAGGAAAGUUCUGGCCACUUUCAACUGAAAAUAGUGUAUGAAAUAAUGAAUGAAUUAGAUGUUAAUGAGUCUGAUGAUGAAAAUAUUGGAAGUGAAUCAGAUUAAAAGACAAAACCUUUACUGUACACACAUCCCACUCGUAUUUUAAUGUAGCAAUAAUUUUUUACAGUUGUGAAGGGUUGUUUUGUGUUAAAUCAUGGAUAAUAAAAUAAAUUUAUUUUAUUAUCCGUGGUUAAAUAGAGCAUGUACAUGUAAUUUAACUUGAGUUAAUCUGCUAUGACUAUGUAUAGACUCUCCAUAAUGAUGUUGUUUUUUUUACUCUGAGUGGAUAUCCUCACCGGACAGGCUGAAAAGUUUGCAUGGUCAUGCGGUGGGACAACUACCUUGUCCAAUGUUCUGCCAACUGAGCUACAAGGCAAAGAGGGGACUUGGUGGGGAUUUAUAAUAAUAAUAGUUUCAAAUGGAACAAAAUAUUAAUAUUUUAAAAUGUGGACGGUUUAUGCGGCGCGCAGCCCGGAGAUUGUCAGGGAGAUAUUAUGCAGGAGAUAAAUUUACGCACACGACUUACAAUUAUCCCCCAGGGGGUGGGGCAUUUUUUGUUUUUUGCUAGAAAAUUUUGUCCCAUAUUGUGGGGCAUUUGUCUGUUUUGGUACGGUAUUCAAAGCCAAUCCCCACCUAUAUCCCGGGGUGGGGGGGGGGGUCGGGGUUUACUUUGACUGGUGCAUAACAUUGAUAAAAGCUGUGAUUAUAUCUUACAAAUUUUAUGGCCUUGAUGCUGUAUUUUCAAAUAUUUUCUUAAGAUAAGUUUUCUUCUUGCAAAGAAUUAUGGUAAAGUCAACAUGCCCCCAACAUUACGGUCGAUUUACACUUUCUUCUGUAGAGGCUUUGUGUUUUAAUUUGGGUUUUUUUCGAAGUUUGCAGGCAGAAUAGUUGAGAGGCAGAGCGUGGGACUUGAAAAAAUCCAAAACAAAACACAAAGCCUCUACAGAGGAGAGUGGUCAAUUUAAAAAGAGAUAUAUUUAAUAAAUCUUAAAGUUUCUUCGCCAAACAUACGUUUCAUGGUCAAAGCUGAAUUCUUCGUAUCUUGCGGCACCAUCUGUCGGUUGUGAACAGUGCGGAAAUGAUGCGCAAGUCCACUUUCUUUAAAAAACGAAAGUUUUCCAGGCAUUCAGCCAUCGGACAAACAACUUUAUUCGUCAGAUACGCCUCGUGAAACGGCCUUGAAAAUAUUUCGUCCCUUUCUCGCUCUUCGAUAAACAGCGUCCGCCAUUAUAACGUCCGCCAUCUUGAAUUAGGAUUUCCCAGUCGCUUCCCUCGCCGUCACAUUCCCAUCACUCAGCGCGCGUUGGGUCAUUCAACGCGCGUUAGGUAAGCGACUGGGGACGAGUCAGGCGCUGUGGCUCUGUGGCGCUGUAGCCUUCGUGUCCGCGGUGUCCUGCUGCGCGGUUCCUUUUAUCCUUGAAAUACGAACCGUCUAUAGACCACAGGCUAAGUUCACUAACGCUCAUACCGUACAGAGAUGUGUAUAAAUUCUUAGUAAAGUCUUUAUUGUAAUAUGUUUUGUCAGGUCGAUAGUCAUUUCCAACGCAUAUAGAAUCGAAUAUGUCGUUGUUUUUAUAAUCACUGCUUGUACAAGGGUCAUUGCGGUUAAUAUUAGCGCACGGGGUCUGUUUUAUAUCGUGUAAUGUCAUAUUUAAACACGACAUAUCAGUUUGAUCAAACAUUUUAUACGUAUUAGAAAAAUAUAGUAAUUAGUGAUAUAGCGCGCGACGUUUGGACAUAUUUACGUUAGUCUAUAUCGAAGGAAUGUUGACGAAUGACGAACAUAUAGGUAUAUAGAAUCGAGUAUGUCGUUGCUUACAUAAUGUUUGUAAGGCCACGUCAUUGGAAUCGGGUUAGUCGAAUGUGUAAGUUAAGGCAAAGAGAAAGCCAAGCACGGUUUACACAAGGAUUAAAUUAGGCAGUGGAAUAUUAGCGCUUUUUUACUUAGGGAUAUAUUUGUCGAAUAUUGAAAGCAAAUUGAAUGUCAUUACCAAUAUAUAUGAGAUCGAUUAUGUCGUUGUUUAAAUAAUUCAAUCAUCACUGUACUAAAUAAAUAUAUGUUGAUCUUUUUCAAACUCCGCUGGAAAACAUCGUCCUUAGAUCUUUGCAUGGACUAUCCUUGAAACUCAAACUUCACGAAAAUUGUAUAUACGCAGCCUAUAAACCUGAUGCUUUGUCUUUGAUGUAUGCUGUCCUUGAACAAGAACUGUUCUUGUCUUAAGUGUUUUUCGUACUGUCUGUAUUUCGGCGUGUGAUGUAUUUUGUUUCGUAUACAUAUUAAAGACCUUGUACUGUUCUGUCUGUUCAGUGUGCAAAUUAUUUUUGACACAUUAAAAUACUUUGUAACUUCUUAAAUCUGUUUAUGCUUAUUGAAAAAUGCACGUAACAGUCGUUUACGUAUUUUUGUCAUAUCUGAUGUUCAGUAUGUGAUUAAAUGUGUGUAUAAUAUUUGAAUUGUGUUCAAUUUACUUAAUACUUUCCUUCAGUAAAUUCGGAAUUUGACAAUAGCAAUUAAGGUGGAGUAAUAUACUAAUAUGGGCAACAAAAUUGCAGCAACUUGCAACAAAAUCUGAUUUCUGCGCAUGUUAAUUGAAAUGUUUUGUCAACAUUUCUACUUAAAAUGCGUUGAAAUCAGAUUUUGUUGCAGAAAUUUUGGCUGCAGCAAUUUUGUUGCGCGUAUUACUCCAACCUCGGUAUUACUCCAGCUUUAACAAUUAAUGCAGGCUACCCACAUGUACGCAGCGCGUGUCCAACCUCGGUAUUACUCCAACUUUAACAACAAUUAAUGCAGGCUACCCACAUGUACGCAGCGCGUACCUAUUUUUUACGUUUUGACGUCAAAAAUAACCCUUUUUCGGGAGACAGUGUUAUAGUAAGCAUCCACGGUUUUAUAUUGUGAUAUAUAUAGAGGAUAUUACACGGCGGCGCGAAGAUAUGACUUUUAUCUUCGAGUGGUGAAAACAAUAUUUUACGAACAAGCGCAGGGAGUGAGUAGAAUAUUGUUUUUAACACGAGAAGAUAAAAGUCAUAUCUUCAAGCCACCGUGUAAUGUUUUGUUUAAAUACUAAAUACUAAAAUUGUAUAAAAACUAAAAGUCACGUGGUGAUCGAUAUCUUCACUAAUGAAAUGGAAAAUAUCUCACUGUGUAUUUUUCAGUAUCUCACUCUCUACUAUAAAAUAAAAGUAUAAAACUGACUUCUCCGCAGAAACUUUGAUCUAACUUAGAAAUUUUGCACUGUGGACCGAUAAAGAUUAUAUACUAUAAUACACUUAAUGUCUGCUCCCGAGGGAAAUAGUUUUGUGUUCCCGAGAAUCUCAAUCGGUUUCCCAAGACGAAGUCGAGGGAAACAUUAAGAUUCGAGGGAAAACAAAACUAACUAUUUCCCUAGGGAACAGGCAUUAAGUGUUUUGUUAUAUAGCGACGAACAAAAAUCAACUUCAACAACAUUCAUACAACAAUUGUAUCUCGUGACGAAAACUCUAUAGUGUAAACGAGUUAAAAUUAAAAGAACCUACUUAAACGGUUUCAGCAGCAUAUCCUGUUGCCUGUUGUGUAUUUUUCUUCUCUUUUAUAUUCUUUAUUUGAACACAAACUUGGAAAAUCGUAGUUUCUAAUUAUCUGAGUUGUGCCGCCAUUUUGUUUAUUUAUGUACGUGGCCGGUCGGGGCGGGCAACAAUUUUUCACUUGUUGCCCGGCGGGAAACAUUACAUUUAUCUGAAGUCACGUGACCACAAAUCAGCCAAUUACGUUUGGUGUUCACGCUAGCUAUAUAACAAAUAUUAUUAUUCCUUCUUUUUAAUUGCGAGCAUCUAAUCCUAAAAUGUUAUAAUGCAGUACAAAAAUCAUGACGUGAAUACGUGCAGUAGGAAGUAAACAAAUCAAGUCGGAUUUAUCAAAGAGUUUUACAUAUAAUUGCUAUACGUUUGUUUCUCAGGCAAGAAAAGUGGGAUGCCGCUCAGAGCAAACUGGACUUAUUCCGAGUCAAAUAUUGCAGGAAAGGUAACAAACAUUAAAUAUGACGGUGGUAGAGCAAACUCAAAAAGUUAUGCUAUUUCUUCGAUUAGCCCAAUUAUGACAACUCUAUCAGUAUAAUCCCCGAGCCAACGGCGCCGAGCGCCGUGCGAGGGUACCAAUUCCGCCUGGCUAUUUACCCCCGGGGAAAGGAAAGCAUUAGCGAAGACUAAAGUUCAUCAAUCAUCGCGGGCGUGGGUGACCAACCGUGGGUGGUUAUCCUCACUGGUCAAAUUGAAAAUGGUUAAAUUGGUUAGCCUGAUUGGUCAAAUUGAAAAUUUGCAUUAUAACGACUGCGUGGAAAGAAUUGCUAAAAGAAGGGAGUAAAGGCGCCGACGUUAACGAAGGUUUGUUUUAAAUAAUGAUGUAUUGUUUGCUAACAUAAUUGCUUAAAAAGCCGAUCGUUGCGUAUAAUGAAACAAGGCAGCGUAUAAUUUCAAUGUAUUUCCCUUUUUAAUUAUAUUAUUUUUUUUAAAUAAAUGAGAAAGUUAUUUGCAUGCGAGAAUUUGAACUCAGUUUAUUUCAAACUCAAAGUUUAUCAGUAAAGGCAGUUUAGUUUUAUAAAGAACACUUUAAAACGUUUUGCGAGACGUUUGUGGUUGAAUUUUACCUUAAAUUAUUUUAAAUUGAAGCUUAUAUUAUGUAUAAUAAAUAAUAACAUACCUAACAUAUAUAUGUGUCUGGGAAAUUGAUAAUUUUGUAAUUAAUUGUAGAUAAUGUAAUGUAGAUAAUUUUCAUUUGUAAAAAAAUAUUUAAAUAAUUAUCGUGUUACCAUGACAACUACUUCAAAUAUUUCACCGUUCGGAAAAUACAAUGGUUUUGUCAGCAAGGGGAGGGUUUCUGCAUUCAUGUAUUUUCUAGUUUAUUUGUUACAAUGAUGUUUUUUAUGUUACUCUGAGUGUGCACCCACACUGGGCAAGCUGAAAAGUUUGCCUGACCAGGGUCGGAAUCGAACCCGCGACCUUUGGGAUAUUUGGGAUACUAUAGAUUAUUUAUUGCAACCUAGGAAAUAUUUGCAUGGCAAACAUUUUGGCCGGCUAGGUUUAUUUUAAACUGGAUUUUUAAAGAAAAAUAGACAUGUUGAUUUAUGACAAUCAAAUUUCUUUCACUAAUUCGUUUUAAUUGAAGAAACACUAAAUUGUUAAAUAAGGCAAGUUAUAGCGCUAAUUUUUGUUUUUGAGGUAAUUUUGCUUACUUGCAUCAUCAAGCCUCAUUUUUAAAACUUUUAGAUUGCUUAUAUUGUAAUGAUGAGGCGUUGUACUUUAUAUGGUAUUGCUAGUGUUUCCCCCAUGCAAUUAUUUUUCUUAAUUAAACCGCCAAGUAACAUAUUGAACAAUGAAUAGCUCUAUCAGUUUCGAACAGGUCUCGCAAUAUAAGUCCAGUAAUUGACCAGUGUUGCUAAUUAAUUCUUUGAGUGCCUGGCGGAAACUUGUGGUGUUUGUUAAAAAAGCAUUCUUCUCUCAUACAAUUGGAGGUGAAAUUAUAUUUAGACAAUCCUUAUUGUAUGAAUCAAAUGACGCAUUACAGGCAUAUGCAUAUAUAAACCAUGCACUGUGCCAUCUCCACCUAUUUCUCUUAUUUCAAAUUGGUGAGAAUCCUUAUUAAUGUCUUAAUAUUUUCACAAGUAUUAAUGUUAUAUUCUCUAUGUACCUUUUUAGGAGACUGUAUAAAGCAAAUCUAGAGAAGGCAUUAAAAAACAAGUGUUUACAUAGCAAAAGUGAGUAUACCUUGUAAUAAAAUCACAGGCUUGUGUAGGCUAUGUUCAAAAUUGCAAGAAUUAUAGCGAUAUGCUGUUCGUGUUGGGUGUGAUAAACUGUAGUUAUUUAUUGAGAGUUAAUCAGGGAUGAAAUGAAGCAUCUAGCAUAAAUGAACCGCACUCUUUGUAAAGUUAUUCCUGAGUCGUUGAUUGAACUUACUGCACUAUUCAUUUCUGGUACAUUGUGUAAAAUGUGCCUGGAAAUGAACUUGUUUUUCAAAAAUAAACUUUCUGUUUUUUAGAGUAUGAAAAUAUUUUUUCAACCAUGGCUAAGAGAAAGAAAUUUAAGAAAACGAAGAUCAUGUACUCAUCUAACUACACAAAUGGUAAGAUAACUAUGAUAGUCAAUCAAAAGAAGCUUAGCCUUAGUUUCUGAGUAACCGUAAGCAAUAGCGGAAGUGCAUGCCAAUCGCAUUAAUUAAAUAGUGAUAAUUACGAAAUGGAACUAUCGUGGUCUUGAUACCGUAGAGUCCCUGAAUUUCAACUUGCAGACACUAUAGUGGUUGUUCAAAAUUGCAAAGAUACAAAGUACAACUAACACCACACCCAACCAUUAUACUCUCAGUGCUUCAUUACUCCAAAUCAGAAAAGUUUCUGAUCUUUCUUUCUGAAACUUUCAGAAAUCUAUUAAUACUAAUAGAUCUACAAAUUAUUAAACAUUCGUGUCAAAAUUUUCCUCAAAAAAGCUAUUGCAGAAGAAACUGAAAUGAAUUAACUGUGUUUAGAACCGAUCUUAACUUGCUUAGAACUUUACAGUUCAUUUUAACAACAGUUGACUCUCUAUUAAACGGCCGCCCUACAUUCAAAUGGCCAGGUAUUAAAGUCCCAAAAUAUUCCCAUACAAUUACUAUAAAAUAGUCCUCCAUUAAGCAGCAGUUUUUAUUAAACAGCCGCGACCACAUUCCAGUAGCCCGAAUUAGUUUUUUGUUUUGUAUUUGCUCUCUAGUAAACAACCACGUAUACACAUAUUUUAUCAACAAUUCCAACGUAUUAAGAUGAAAAUGUUCUAGAGUGUGUAUUAUAUAAUUGCCAUACCCAGCGCAAGCAGAAAGAUAUUGUCUGCCGCGGCUGGGUCUUGAACCCGCGACCUUCGAAUUACUAGAUCGACGCUCUACCAACUGAGCUACACGGUCAGACGGAUUUUAAGACUGGAAAUUAUGAAAUUUAUACUGAAUGUCAUAAACAUACUCGUUUAUAUUAAUUCAGCAUCGAACAAUACUAGUUCUGCAAGUGUUAUGUUAAGUUGUGUAAUUGUACACUCCGUAAUAUGUUAAGAUGAAAAUGUUCUAGAGUGUGUAUUAUAUAAUUUCCAUACCCAGCGCAAGCAGAAAGAUGUUGUCUGCCGCGGCUGGUUCUUGAGCCCGCGACCUUCGAAUUACUAGAUCGACGCUCUACCAACUGAGCUACACGGUCAGACGGAUUUUAAGACUGGAAAUUAUGAAAUUUAUACUGAAUGUCAUAAACCUACUCGUUUAUAUUAAUUCAGCAUCGAACAAUACUAAUUCUGCAAGUGUUAUGUUAAGUUGUGUAAUUGUACACUCCGUAAUAUGUUAAGAUGAAAAUGUUCUAGAGUGUGUAUUAUAUAAUUUGGGUAUGGAUAUGAGUGUGUAUUAUAUAAUUUGGGUAUAUAUAUAUAUAUAUAUAUAUAUAUAUAUAUAUAUAUAUAUAUAUAUAUAUAUAUAUAUAUAUAUAUAUAUAUAUAUAUAUAUAUAUAUGCCUAAACACGGUAUAUUGCUUUCUUUAGAUUUCGAAACAGUAUCAAUUCUUGCAUAUGAGGAGGUUAUUCAACUGACGCCAUCAUCUGACAUACCAAGACCUGUUGUUCUUGUUGGUAAGCUAUGCAGGCUUGUUUAAACGUCGGAUUUUGCAUGUAUUGAUUUAAAAGCAUACGUCUCCAAAUUUGUCUUGUUUCCUUUUGAGCAUGCAUGCCCAAGCUGAAUCCAAUUCGACGUAUGCAAACAUCAGACAUAACUGGCGUCAAUUUCUUCCCUUGCUCCCCUCCCCCCUCCCUUGCUUUUCUUUAUUCAUUUGUAAGCAGGGCUCGAAGUAACGGCCAAUGAUCGGCAGGAAAUUGUUUUUGAUCGGCGAAGAAGCAACGUUGCCGUUCAACUUGAUCCGCAAGAAAUAUAUUUGACCAUUCUCUGAAGAACAUGCUUACCUGUACGCGGUAAAAGACAAAUAAAAAUAAUAUGAAACAUAUUCAAAAACACGCGAAAAACUCUUGUUUAGUUGAUACGAGUCAUACGACAGGCCGCAAUGCUAUGAAGUAUUGUCGUCUCAUCAACAGUCUGCAAUCCGAACCACUGACGACGAACGUCUUUGUCAUAAUAAUUUCAAAUUGACAGGAUUUUGAGAGUAGUAUUUUUUAUUUUUAGUAGGUUUUUCUCUUUCAAUAUUAAAUAAGUUUUAGUUCUUAAUUGACAAUGCUGCUAUGUUUCUUGCUUUUGUGUGAAAAAAUACAUGCAAUACUAUAAUUAAAACUAAUUGAACUAAAAUUUAUUACUGUAGGCCUAAUACAUGUUAUAUGUAGUUACACUAUCAGUAUUGUCAGUAUUGUAUAUGUAAGUCCACAAACGUCAUAGAUUUAAUUAUUUAAACUCGAAUUUGAAAUGAAGUUAAACUUCCUGUUCAGAUGUGUAUUUAAUGGCAUAUUUAGGAAAUGAGGGCAAAUGCUCCUGAUCGGCCAAACUUUUAUUUGAUUGGCAAAAAGUCGUGAUUGCCGAUCGCUGUGAUCGGGAACGUGGGAACGUUAUUUCGAGCCCUGGUAUACUAAGAUCAGGGCCGCCGAGAGGGGGUGGGGGCAGGGGGGGGGCAAAUUGCCCGGGCCCCGAGGUGCUGGGGGCCCUGAAAAUUUUGUUGGGCUCAGUCUUUUUUGUGUGUUAAAUAUUUGCGCGCAAAGGACAAGAUAUGUGUGUUAUUUGGCUAAGUACCGAAAUAAGGCAUAGAAAAAUGAGAUAAAGUCCCUGGAAAGUAUCUGCAACGUAGUCGUCUGGAAAUUUUUUAAUCCUGAAAAAAUUUUUUGACCCCUAAAAUGGUACACUGUUGUCCGGAAAAAAAUUUUUACCGGAAAAAUUUUUUUGAAAGGGGGCCCCCCAAAAAAGUAUUUGCCCCGGGCCCCCGCCAACCUCUCUGCGGCCCUGACUAAGAUAUCUUGUUUUCCAUUCAAUUCAUAAGUCACAACAAUUUCAAGUUAUGACUUAGAUGCCAAAAACUGUCAAGACAUUUAUACCAAAUCUUUUCUAUGGCGCGUUGUAAACUUGAGCUACGUUUACACGCUGCGAUUUCUCGUUUACGAUUCGUAUUCUAGUGUAUGUAAUCGAAUUAGCACGCGUAAAGUGGUUGCAUUUCAAAUUUCCCCAUAAUCUGAAUGAAGAGGAAUUGUGGCGUCAGCUGUGGAUUUCAUACGCCCGAAUACGAAUCGCACACGACAAAUCGCAGCUUUACUCAUUUUUUUACAUAGCUUUACUCAUUUUUUCAUUUUUGUCCAAGGACCUCGAUUGGUUGGCCGAAAUGAACUUCGUCGUUUACUAAUUUCCAGCGAUCCAGAGCGGUUCAUAACACCUGUGAAUUGUAAGUAUAUAUUUUGCACACGUUCAGGCAUUGUAGGACUCAAGUUGCCUAAAUAACUUCCACGUUUUGAUGGAAGACCCAUUGUUAGAAAAUUAGUGGCGUGUGUGACUGUGUGAAGUGAAACACUUGUGUUUUUAUAGUCUGACUAUGGGGAAACGCGAUUGCGCGAUAAAUUCAACCAGUCAUGGAUUUAGUCCGUAUGAGUAUGACUGGAACGCUACCUCAAACUGGAAAUUUGAAGCCAAACUUUGAAGGCCAGUGAUCCCAGUCGAGAUAUUUUUAUGUCUAUUUCGACAGUCCAAACUCUAAAACGGCCAUACUAUAAAAUCACGAUAAAGAAUAAGUGUUGAAGAAUAAGGAAAAAACCAUGUGCCAGGUGAGGUAUAAGGUAGAAACACUUAUAGUCGUAUUAGAACUAACGAAAUUUACAUAAAACGAAUUGUGCUUUAUUGUCAUACCAAGUGUCAACGAGAAGUAAAACUUGAACAAUUACACAGCCUGCAAAAGUCAUUAAUACUCUCAGAUUUCGAUAUUCUACCUUUUGGUACAGCUUUCUUUGGAUUUUAUGGCUCUCUCAUUGUAGACAAGUGUAGUUUUCAGCCUGGGUCAAACGAGGAUGCGGGUGCAUGAGGGUUGGCAGUCACGCGACCUUGGUUAGCUGUCAUUAAUUAAGAAAUAGAAAAUGAGUCGCGUGCGUUUAUGAUGUGAUAAUGCACGCCGGGAAUGUUGGGAGAAUACGACAUGCAUUCUAUUUUAUUUAAAACGUUGGAACACUCAUCGAACCUUAAUUAAUUAGCGAAAUAUUUAGUGUUUUAAGUCGAUUUUAACAAAAACAUCGGCGAUUAUGUUCGUGAGGUCAUCCAUGCUGUUUGCUCUAUAAUUUUGAGUGCAAUCUUACACGUGCUCUUGACUGCUAAAAAUCACGUUUUUAGAAGAUAAAGAUCUAAUUUCAAAUUUAUUCCAAGGGAAACAUUUUUGGACGGGUGGAUUGAUAAUCCUGGCUAUGUGCGUAAUACGAUAGCCUAGUAAAGGCGGUUUUCCAGUCCUCGCACGAAGCUCCUCGCUGCGAGUGCUUGCAUCUAAUUAAAAUUAACUGUUUAGCAUUGUGAUUGGAUGAAAGUGCUCAUGCAUGCACUCGCAGCGAGCUGCGAGGAGCUUCGCGCGAGAACUGCAAAUCCGCCUUAAGACGUAUGACAACCUGGUUAAUGCAACAGAUGUUGAUUUCAUCUCCAUUUUGCAUCUGCCUUUUAAAAUAGGCGGCAGUGAAAAAUGUAUGGAAAAUCGGUAGGCGGUUCUUUUCGCCCUCCCGUGCACUCGUUCUCCCGGUUUCAUUUUCCCACCCGCAAGUCCUCCGCCGGAAAACCACCUGCCAUGCGCAGGUUAUUAUAUGCUAAACAGGCCAACAUCGCAGUUGGCAACUAGUAUGAACCAUCUACAAAGAAAGCAGAGAGUCGCAUGUAAUAUUGCCUUCCUUGUAUAACCACGUUUUGAAUCUUUGCCGUUAUCAUUGGCGGAUCGUUAAGCUGGUGUUCAUUCUUUCAAAUUUUAUUCUCCUAGAUCCUUCUCGUAAACAACUUGAUGAUGAGAACAAUAACUUUUUCUAUACUGAUAGUGAGAACUGUAGGACGUCAUCGAAUACGCGCAGAUCCUUUACCACCGAACACAAUGGAGAUUUUGAGCGUAUUUUGAUUGAAUCUGUUAGAACCUUGAUGAACUCUGGGAAAUGUUGUGUCAUUGUUGUACCUCCACAGGUAAUUUCCGUUUCAAAUGGCGUAUGUUAAUAUUAAUGGUUGUAAUAUUAUUGUGCCUCUAUUUAAUUUUUCUCCAAGGAACUGGCAAUCGUUCGAACACGUGAACUGCUUCCUUAUGUGAUCUUUGUUAAACCUCCAUCAUUACAAAGACUUCGUCAAACUCGCCUGAUGUCACGAGUCAAGUCUUCUUCAUUGCAAAAUCAUAAUCAGAAAGUGUUUACGGUAAGGACGUAUUUUUGUACUGCUUGACUUGAAGUAUGAAUAUUAUUAAUAGAAAAAGCAAUUCUUUCAAGACAACUUAAACUGUUCGUAGCCAUACCUAGCUAUCUUUGUUACCGCGUUCAACGAUACAAAAAAUACAGCGGUACAUUUUUGUCUGCGUAUGUUUUGCGAUGCGUAUAUUUAAAUCCUCAUGUGAACAUCACGCAUGAUUACCGCUAACCCUAUAUAUGUUAAAUAUUACCCAAUGUUUUGGCUUGUGUAUUUAUCUGCACGUUCCUUUAUUUCAAAACUUGAGAAAAUAAAAUUGUAUUGAUUCCAGAGAAGAUUGCUGGGAAAACAUUUCCAAAAUUGUAUACAUAAGUUUUGGGAAGAUUGCUUUGGAAUUUCAAGCCGCUAAAAUUCUCUUUACACAAAGGUCUGAUCUUUUCCCCGAAUAUGUGGGCCCUGAUGUGAUGGCUAAUGAUAUUCGGGAAUUUUUUGUCCAGAAGAUUGAGCGCAUCCAUGCUGAGUUUGAUUCUUCUGCCCUUGAAACAAGCCACUCGUCUGUCCCAGAAUUUACUGAACUGACGUCCCGAUUUGAUUCCUUUGACAUCUUAAGUGAAGAAAAUGUCAAAGAUUUGAUAUUUAAAUCAAGUAAAAAAUCGUGCUCUCUGGACCCAAUGCCCACUUCAUUGGUUUUAAAAUGUCAAGAUAUUCUCCUUCCUGUGAUUACCAGGAUGAUCAAUUUAUUAUUACAAUCUGGUGUGUUUUGUGAUGAAUGGAAGCAAGCAUUAGUCCAGGCACAGCUUAAAAAAUCAAAAACAGAAACGGUAUUUGAGAAUCUUCGCCCUAUCAGUAAUCUCACAUUUACGUCUAAAUUAACAGAACUUGCUGUCUUUAAUCAAACAAAUAACUAUACUUGAAUUCAUACCAACUUUAUCCAAAGGCACAAUUGGCUUAUCGCAAGUAUCAUAGUACGGAGACGGCUUUACUACGUGUUAAGCAUGAUAUCUGAAUGAACAUGAACCGUCAGCAUGUUACCUUACUCGUAAUUUUUUAUCUGAGCGCUGCAUUUGACACUGUCGACCAUCAUAUAAUGCUCGAACGACUGAAAUCCAGUUUUGGCAUCCAAGACCAAGUACUAAAAUAGUUUACGUCCUAUCUUUCUAACCGUUCGCAAUUCAUUGAGUGUGUGUGAGUGAGCUUUUAGAAUACGGGCGUAAAGGCUGCAUUCCAGUUACGCGUUUUUCAUACGUGCGUACACGCACGUAAAAGUUGAAUUCGCUUAAAAUUUCAUAUAAGUGCAAAUAACCUUAAUAAAUACACAUUAAAUCAUACACAAAACUGAAUGCUGUCCUUUUAUAAAUUUAGUUAUUUCAUAAGUAGGAUGUAAAUCGAAUUCAACUUUUACGUGCGUGUACGCACGUAUGAAAAACGCGUAACUGGAAUGCAGCCUUAAGUAUUUUUCGAGAUUGUGGUUCGUUUUGAAUGUUGAAUAGAAAGUUAUAAUUUUAAUGAAUUUUCAAGUUUAUGUUUCCAGAAUAUUAAGUAUUUUUCCUCUAGGGUUUUGGUAAUAGCUUCAAUAUGUUCAGACGUUACGGCUUCCAGGUUAGGGAUUUCUUCAUUUAGAUUUAAAUUUUUGAUAUACCAUUGCCACUGUCAAGACCGGCGAAGCAUCGCUUAUGGUCUGGGGCUGUAUCACUUAUGACGGAAGUGGUCCAAUUACUACUGUGGAUGGGAACUGUUACCGCGUCCAAAGUACCGUACGAUUUUACAAGAGCAUUUUCUACCCUUGAUUGGUGAGAGACCGCGCAAUGGCAAAGCCACAACUUUACAAGAUGACAAUGCACCUGUUCAUCGGGCAAGGGUUGUAACAACUUGGAAAAAAAGUAACAAGGUACAAUUUCUGGACUGGCUAGCCCAAAGUCCUGACCUGAACCCUAUCGAGAAUUUAUGGAUGUUUCUAAAAAAGGCGAUUAGUAAAGCGAACCCUCCACCACGAACACUGUUUGACUUGAAAUCCGUAAUUAAAAAGAAGUGGCAAGCAAUUCCAGUUAAAUUGGUUCAAAAUGUAAUUAAAUCAAUGCCACGCAGGCUCUCCAAAGUCAUUAAGGCAAAGGAAUUUGCAACAAAGUAUUGACAUUGAUAUUAGUGCCUUGAUGAUGAAACUGACAAGUGUUACAGCACUUCUAAUUCAGUCAUAACAAGGUUACAGCACUUCUAAUUCAGUCAAGAAGUAAAGAGUUGCUUGAAGUUGCUCGAACCGAAAAAGUUGCUCCAAACGCAAAACGUUGCUCAAAGGUUGCCGAGCACAAUCGGGACAUGCCUAACACGAGCAAUUUCCCUCACGCAACUGCGAUGCAACACUUUACCAACACUUUAUGACUUGGAGCACCUAAGAUAUUAUCGAGUUCUCUCGAUGUGGCUUCAAUUCUUCUCUCUUCGAGAGUUGGCAGGUAACCAUGCGGGAGGCCAAUAAUUCGUAGACUCCUCCUUUGGACACGUUCCAAUUCGUCCUUUAGAUAUCGUGGCAGACCACCCCACACUGGAGAACAAUAUUCAAGGAUAGGCCUGAUUUUAGUUAAAUAAGUGGUGAGACCCACUUCGACUGGUAGAUUCGCUCUUCUACAUUCUCGUAGGCAGUACAGGUUUUUAGCUGCUUUGCGAGUGGUCUCCUCGACAUGUUUAUUCCAUUUCAGGUCCUUUUGAAACCAGGUUCGCAAGAGUUUGAAAUUAUCGACUCUUUCUAUGAUAGCAUCUCCUAUAUGCAGUGGUAGAGGGGGCGGUGCUUCGGUGAAGUUAAUCCACAUAUCUUUAGUCUUUUUUGGCAUUCAGUUCCAUUUUAUUUUCCACAGCCCAACUUUGCACUGAGUCUAGAGCGCUUUGCAAAUCGCUAAAUUCUCCUGUUCUUAUGGAUGUAUCCAUGGUGCAAUCGUCCGCAUAUUUGGUUGUGUUGACACAUGCCUGUUCAGAAACAUUUUCCUCCAUAUCGUUAAUAUGUAUGUUGAAUAGGGUCGGCGAGAUAGCAGAUUCCUGAGGGACGCCGGCUGAGCAUGCAUGAUGCAGUAAAGGAUAGUACACCUUGGAAAUUUACCUGUUGUGUUCUUCCCUCCAGAAAACUCAUUAUCCAUAACCAGAAACUCCUUGUUACAUUCAUAUCAGCAAGCUUGUCCAGAAGGAUCUUAUGGUCGACCAAGUCAAACGCCUUCCGGAAAUCAACAAAUAGGGCGUGGACACCUUGUCUACCGGUUGAGGAGUUGUCCGUUGAGUCGAACCAGUUCUGAGAUAUGGAGGUAAGGGCAGACACGGUGGAGUGACUGCUCGUGAAAGCGUGCUGGUUUGUUUUGAUCUUGAAACUGGAUGUAUUGAGUUCGAGCUGUAGCUUCUCGAUAACUUUUGCUAGUUGUGGUAGCACGGAAACUUGGCGGAAGUCAUUAUCUAGGUCUGUGGGUGGACGGAUCUUUGGUAAGGGACUGAUGAUUGCAUGCUUGUAGGAGGUGGGAUAUUUGCAUUGAACUAUGCUUGCAACCACAAUAUCGUGGACCACGUAGCUGGUGCUAAUUCUUCUGCGUACCGUAUACAGGGUAUGUUAAUCUUCCACAAGACCCUUGUCGCGCUUGAGGCCUUUUUCCUAUGUUACAGAACGUUUAUUAUUUUGCAGUUAUAGAACACUUGCAUCCAAGCCCUUGGGUAUUUUUUGUGAUUAAAAUGUCUUAUGUUGUCACUCCAGGUCACAGAGCUGCAAGAUAUGAUAAUGAAGGCAGAAGAAAUUGAACAUAAAUAUGGACAUUAUUUUGAUUUAACAAUUGUUAACGAUGACCUUCAAGAUGCGUAUGAUCGCCUGUAUACAGCCGUAUAUCUCGUGGCAAAGGAACCGCAAUGGAUUCCUGUUAAUUGGUUAACUUGAUUAGCAGAGUUCAAUUCAAAUCAGAAGCAAUACUGUAUAUAGUGUUUUGCAUAAAAUAUUAUUUAAUAAUUUAUCGACGCGAUUUACCCAAGGCCAAGGGACGCCGGUCAAAAUGAAAUCGAUAAAGUGAUUUGAAAGUUUUGGAUCGAAUUUCGUUUUGGAAAGACAUUUUUUCGCACAAUUAUUAAACAUGCAUUAUUUCGGGCUCUGCAUGUAUGGCUCUGUAGCCUGCGCGCAGUCCCAGACUCUCAAAUUCCCAGACUCUAGGAACUUUACUGCGCGCAGGCUAAGGCUCUGCAGCAUAGUCCAAAACAGAUUAUUGUAUAUUGUAUUUAUUUUCUUUAUUGGCAUGACCUUAUAACAUACAGGCAGUUGCUAAAUCCUCUACAUAUGCAUGUGCUAUAUUAAAAAUCAUCUGCUAUCAACUAUAUACUAAAAAGUACAAAACUAAAGAGUAUACUUUGAUAAUAAUAAUAAUAAUAUUGUUUCAUUUUAGUUUGACUAUUUCAUUAUUUCUACCAGAUAUAAAUUCUGUUCUCUUUAGUAGAACAUUUUGUAGAGGUUUUUCUUUGGUAGAACAUUUGCAAUUCAUUUUGUAGAACAAAGUGCAAUUCAUUUGCUACUUUAUGCCUUGUGGGGGUCCAGCGCUAGCCGCGGCGUUCAAUAAAUUAUUUUUCUGUUUUUACAUUGAGUGGCUGUGGAGAAUUGCAGGCUUAUGUUAAAAGCUGCGGGCAAAGUUCUUAAGCUGGACACCCAUAGUUGCAAAUUAUCAGCGACUCUUGUCAUCAGUCAACUAGUCGAGUUACAUCUCACUAUAAAAAGUGUCCCGAGAAAAUUGCAAUAACAAUUAUAUGUUUCAUGCAGAUAUAUACACAGCUAAUUGUUAGCGGGCAACGAAAAAAUCUAAUCCAAGAGAUGAAUUUUGACGAAGCAAUCUUAUGGCUGUUUUAAAAUAAAACUCAGGUUCACCCAAUGGACCAUUGAAACCUCAAAAUUCAUCUCUGAGAUUGAAUUUUCGAUGCCUACUAAUGUAAAAAUCUGGAACAUAUAGAUUGCAAUUUUUAUGGAGACACUCGCAGAUUUACGGGUGCUUGUAAAACUCGGAACCCUACCCGGAACUCUGCUAAAUAUAGUCCAUGAAGUUUUGUUCGAGUAUUUGCACCUCUGUAUUUGCACGUGCUUUUAAGAAAUUUGACGCUAUGACAUUGAUGAAUGCAGUGAUGAAUCAAAUAAGUUAUUGUACGUGAUAUUGUUAGGUUUACCACCUUUCUACUACAUAUUUGGAUUGCUAAUUUUAUCAUUACAGCACAGUUAAUAAAAUUAACUGUGCUUUUUGAGUUUUUAUCAAGGCUAAAUGUAUAAAACUAUUUCGGUUUUCCCUAUGUCUAUAAUGUUGUUCCGUCCUUAUAAACAUCACGGCAAAGGUCUCGUCCCACCUCUCAUAUAACGGGAAACUAAAAGAAAUUUUCAGCCUGACCUAGCUUCACGAGAUUUUUAAAGACUUCAAAUUACACUCGUCUUUCGUUUCGAACUCGUGCAAUUAUGAUCGCCUUUAAAAAAUACCCUCUAUAGUUAGGCGUAUACUUGUAAAAAUUGUGCACUUGGCAAAACGAUGGUUCUCAAAAUGAAGUUUUUCUUACAAUUUCGCUAUAAAAACCAUGAUAUUUCAAGUUCACUUUAGUGAAUAUGACCUACACCAUCAGAAAGUUUGCAGAAAACUAUUAUAAUAAACUAUAUAUUAAGCGGUUUGCAUGUUUUCCUCCCCAGUUUUGAGUUACGUGACGUUUGCACCUGCUAUAAACGGUAUUUCAUGCAAUUUUGCUGUUAAAAUUUUACUUUUUUGGGGAGAUAGUGGUUGAAUGUAAUGUUUAUAAGCAAAUUGUAAGAAAAACUAAAUUUCGAGAAAUCCACAUUAAUUUUUCACAUCAAUUUUUUUUUAUUAAUCUACGAUUAAUAAGCACAUCGAGAACUGUCAUCUUGCCAAAUACCAUUAUUUUGCCUCAAGUGCACAAUUUGACCUAAGGUUCGCACCUAUCCGCCCCACUACUCGUGCUUGUUUUUUUUUUUUUAUAUAAAUUGUAGCAUACACAAUCGAGAGGAUGCAGGACGGGAAACGUCGAUGUGAAAAACUGAAGGGUUUUUGUAGAUUUCGAGUGGAAGAUUAUACACAAUUUUGAGAUCUAACCAGGAACAGCUGGGAAAAAUGAACUAUAUAAGCCCUGUGGUAGGGAUCAAACCUGCGGUCCUGCGAUUCCAGUGUAGCGCUCUAACCAACUGAGCUACAGAGUAUAAGUAUGAAGAUUUUGUGCAUUUCAUUCGAUAGAACGAUUGAACGAAGAGUUGGUUAGAGCGCUGCCUCGUAAUCUUCCGCUCGAAAUUUCCAUCUACAAAAACGCUUUACGCCUGUAUUCUAAAAGCUUGAUUGCAUGACACUUACUUAUUAAAGCAUGAUUGUAAAUAGUAAAUUAACGUAUAUUAUGGUAUAUUUUCUUUUUCACAUACAGUAUAUGCAAGUAAUUUCGUACUACCUUUAUCUUUUUCGCAAAUUUACUUUUGUUCACACGCGCAUUGUGGAAACCAGCUUUAGCUGACAAUGUUAGCGUGUUAAAUAAAGUUUAUCAUCAACACUCGCACUCAAUGAGUGGAGGUUCAAUCUGAGCUUCUUUUGAGUGUCAAUGCUGUUUUUGAAUAGCUGGAGGGUGAGCAGUUACAUAGUUAUAAGGUACGACACUAACCCUCCAGCUAUUCAAAAACAGCGGCUUUGACACACAAGAGAAGCUUGGACUGGACGGGGUCCCUGCCUGGCUGCCAAAAGGGCGCGUUUCAGCCGAUUAUUUCAUUACUCACAUUACUCAUGAUGAUUCUAGCGCAAACAACUAAAUUGCGUACACAACUUUACAUUAUCAUAACUUAAACUAUCUAAUUUGCACCGCUCUCAUGAUUCGUGAAGCAUAAUAAAAGGGCAUAAUACCAGCAAAAAAGGGCAUGAUUCCCGUGAUCGCUUCGAAACCUGACCAAUAUUCCGGCGAUGAGACAUUGUAUGUGAUCACAGUUCAUGUUUCUAUAUGAACGAUUUCGUGUGAGCGGUGAGGUAUAGUAAAUCAGCAAAUACGGUUAGACAAAAUAGUCUGUAUAAUUUAAUAUAUCACUUUGUCGCCUAUAUGCGCUUAGUCUGUUUAUAAGCCUAUAAACACAUCUUUUCUCGGCGGAAGUAACUAUAUUUUUUCGAAUGCGUUUUUUCCCACCCACUUUCAAAACACGGCGCGGGAUCGGCGCCCCCUUUUCAUUUUUGCGCCCUGCAAGAAUUGCCAGCCGGGUGGGCCGUGCCCCCCCUGCCAGCAUGCCACUGAAUUCCUUUCUAUGACCAGAAACACGGUAAAGUUAGCUGUAUAGAAUUGUGUUUGUCUUGUUGUUGAAUUAAAUCAGUGAAACACUUAUAGUUCCUGUCAAAUCGUCCAAACGUAUAUUUAAAUUUGACGUUUCGAAAGCUUUUUCCGUUCCUCUGGCUCCUCGAGUCGUUACUGUUUUGGCCUCUCUACCAUGUCGGGUUAGGAUUCACACGUAUCCACGAAAACGAAACGAAUACGCUAAUCAAUACAUCACCUAGGAAAGAGAGUUUGGUCAAAAGAGGGUUUCAAAAUAAUGAAAAGGAAACCAUGUGCAUUCAUUACACAUCGUGCGAGAUGAAGCGUGCUCUUGGUCGCAUGAUUAAGCUCUUUGUUCCGUGGCAGGUUGUCAUAAAAUGAAGUCGGUAAUACUGAAAGUGAUACACGAGCACGUGCCUAUUCAUAACAAGUAUCCAAUCGCGGAAGCCGAUAUGCUAAGUUAUAUAUCUUUAAUUUAUUCGCAUGUGAAGGUUAAUAUAAAAUACCUAAACAAGCAGCAUGCUAAUUUAUUACGUCCCGAAAGCUGAUGGGAACUAAGAUUGGAACUUACUUUGAACCAAAAUCUAGCGUACAUAUAUAUAUCGUGAUGUCGGCAAAUGUUCUGUGGAAAUUUCGGAUGUUUUCAUCUUUACUGAGUGUUUGGACGUCUGGUUUGUCACAAAGUAACAAGGUAAGCUAAAUAACUUAUUUCAUGGUUAAUUUCAAAAUAUUUUUCCGGCUUUUUUGCAAGAUUUUGCCGCAGCCUGCGGCAGUUGCUACACAAACGUUAACGUUCAGUGAAAUUUACACAUAAGAAUUAAACUAUUGAAAUAUAAUAAUUUAUUAUAUAGUAGAAUGUGCGAUACUGAAAAAUAUACAGUGAGGUAUUUUCCAUAUCUUCACUAGUGAAGAUAUCGAUUAUGUGAUUUUUCCAAUUUGCUUUUGAGCGUGAAAUUUCACAAUUUUUUGAUGAUAUAAAACAAUCCAUGCCAAGAAAGUAGAAUUAGAAUAUUUAGCUGAACUUAGACUUUGUGCAAGGUGUUUUCGAAUUCAAAUUGCGAUUAAUAUUAAUUUAACAAUAUUGCUCGUAUAUUUUGGCUUGGAUUUAUUCAGGACAAGAUUACCAUAACUUUUUGACCCAUAUAACUGCAUGCAAAUUAUCGCACGGUGAAUGGAAAGCCUUUGGCCUGGAUUUUUUCAGGCCAAAUACUUAAAAUUGAUGCACCUUUUGCAGUUUUGGUCUGAAUAUUUUCAAGCCAAGCCGGUGACUUUUUAGUUCCUUUGGCAGGUAUUGUAGAAUAUUGAUCUUACAUUGUGGUUUGGAUUUAUUUAGACUAGACUAUCAUGGCAUAAACUUUUCUGUGCGUGUUUGUGAAUCCUUGUAUUGUGAUUUUGGCCUAAAUAUUUUCACCCAGCUGUUUUAAAAAUAUAGUCUAUAUCGGGAAAAUUCAGCACUUUUUAAUCUCGGCAAGAUAAUUUUGCUCGAUGUUUAUUUGUCGUUUUUAAAUAGCAGCUGUUUUGACAUGGUUUGAAUUUUGCUAAAUAUUUGAGACCGGAAUAAUAGAUUUUGUCCUACUAAAAUCUCUUCCUUGAUAAAAGUAUUGCUAAAACAACUCACUUUUCUUUAGAAUUUGCACUAAAUGGAAUAUCCCUGCAUAUUCAUAAUAUUUCGUGUUAUAUAUCGUGAUGACGACAAAUGGUUUGUGGAAAUUUCGAUUUCUGAUGUUUUCAACUUUACUGAGUGUUUGGACGUCUAGUUUGUCAUAGAGCAACAAGGUAAGUGAAAUAGCUUAUUUCUUGGUUAAUUUCAAAUUAUUUUUCCGGCUUUUUUUGCAAGAUUUUGCACUAAUUGCUAUACAAAAAUUAACGUUAAGUGAAAUUUGCACAUAAGAAUUAAACUAUUGAAAUAUAAUAGUAUAUUCGGGUACCCGUAGAAUUCCGAAUGUAAAUGGCAGUCAUGACGUUCCCCAAAGGAACUAGGUGGGUUAGUUGAUUGCCCGGCUUUCGUGUUGGCCAGCACCGCCUGUGAGCAGGAUACAGUUUUAGCGAAACAGGAAAUCCCCUGAUCCAGGGUAUGUUUGGCUAGAACACAUGAUGAUAUAUGUUCGGUAAAUACCGUUGAGUGCUUAAAUAGGAAUUGUAAAAUAAGAUGCUUAGAGCAUCGGCUUUUAUUCAGAGUUGAACUAUUUGUAACCGCGCAUGCACUUAAUUUGUGCUCAUUUUCUUCAUUGUGGGUUGUUCACACUUGAACAAACUUAAAACCAAAUUUUAUAUAUACGUACACUCUGCGCAACCAUCAAGGCUUUAAUUAAGAGGAAAAAAGCCCCAAUUUUCUGAUUGGAACCCUUCCUGAAAUCAAAGUUGUUGACUCAAAUGAGUAGUCGAUUUUGUUAAAGUUUCACGCUCGCUCCGUCGGCUCCCGCCUACUGUAUAUACAAAAGCAGUAUAUUAAAAGCUGUAUUAAGCUAAGAAUCCUUUUGCCCUUUAAUAACUUGAAGUUAGUCCCAAGUUUUUGUUCCAGACAUAACUAAGAUUUCCAGUGAUACGUACGUUUUAUAAGCUUUACCAAAAAGCUGCAUGUGGAUUAAGGUAAGUCUAACGCCGCAUUUUACAUGCGUCGAAUCAAAUACAUACUCGAGUCGACUUGAAUUGACAUUUUUCAAAUUUUAAUUCAGACGUCGAAUUUAAUUGUCGAAUUUAAUUAAUUUGCAAAGCCCGUCAAAUGGCGCCAAAUCCAAACUACAUAGCGGAUGAAGUUGUAAGAGAAAAAAAUUGCGUUUGUGCCUAUCAAACAUCAUUCAUGCCAACAGAAAACGACGACUGUUAAUGGAUAUGGCAGUAAAUAACCUCUUCACAAGGAGAAGGCAGAAGAUGCAUGGUGCUCGAUCCUUAUUUGUCAAGUAUCCAAUUAUAGUGCGUGGCAAGCGCGUGCGAGUAAAACCCGAUAUCUUGAAAAAUUCCAAAUAAAUAUUUCUUCUCGCCGUAUAUUCAAACGAAACUUUCUAACACGAGAGCGCUUGAAUACAUAUUACUUCUACUUCUUUGAGAGAAUAACGAAAGUUUAGUAUUAAAGUUUUUUUCUCCAAAUGAAAUUCAGAAUGUUUGGCCAAGGGUGAGUAAAUGUGUAAUUGUUUUGGAGUUUGUGUAGUGUUUUAACAUUUGACCCUCCGUUUAAACGGGUAUUUUGUGAGAAUUUCAAUGAUGGUUUUCGUUUACUGUAAACUAGGGAGUAAAUAUACUCGCUGAAAUAUUUACAUUAUAGAAACAAUUGAAUCAUAAUACUGUAAUUGCGAUAUAUCAUAUAUGUCGAGAAAGAGUUGUUGAACAAGUGUAUUUCGUCUCGAUUGAACAAGAAAAACAGUCAUCAACUUCGGCCAUGCUUGCUGUAGCUGUAUAUACGCCUAUCUGCGCAUGUCAUUUUGAAUGAAACCGUGGAGUUAUGGGUAAUAAAUUUUAACAUAAUUUAUGCAUUAGAUUAGACUCAUGUAAAAUGCGGCGUUUAAAUCAACAAUCGACUUUUAGUCGAAUAUUCGACUGAGUCAGUCGAAUAUUCGACUGAAGUCGCACUUAAUUCAAACCUGUCGAAUUUAAUUGAUUUAAACGUCGCAUUUUACAUGCAUGUAAUUCAAUAAUUUGAUUCGGCGCAUGUAAAAUGCGGCGUUUAGACCGGGCCUAAGAGGGAUUCAACUAUUUUGAAAAUAGAAGCAAAAAUUACUAACUUCCCAACGAAGGGCUUUGGUCCAAAUGUCAACAUUAGUAUCACUGCCUCGUCCCCAAGAGCUAAGAAAAAAAAAUUAUGUGAGUCACUAUAUGAAAAGAUUGCAUGAAGUAUUGCAUUGCAACGAACAGGCAACGCUCAUAACCCAUUCUCCUUUGCGUGUUUAUAAUGUGACGUACUACUUCAUCUAAACCUUUUAUAUAGUGACUAGUAUGUGAAAUCGUUUUAUAGCGCCUGAGGACGAGGCAGUUAGUAUGAUUUUUUUAUGCAUAUAGCUUCUUUGGGACCUUGGGUACUUGUAAUGUAGAAUAAUGAAAAAAAAAAACAGGGGGUGUGUCUUUUCCAACAAACUAAAAAUGGCUUGGGAACAAAAUCUAAAAACUUUAAUCAUAUUUUGAGUUAAUAGAUGGAAAAUUUGUUUGGUUUUAAUUACUGUGCAAAAUUUCAGACAAUUUACUUUACUAGUUUAAGCCCUUUAACCAGUCAUUUUUUCCUAAAAAAAUCAGCUUCUCGCAUGCUUAAUUACAACCUGUUUCACAGGGUUUCACCUCCGCCACUCCCCCCCCCCCAACACAUGCUGCGGCGAGACCUUGUUCGGAAAUGGUCACGUGACGUCAAUUCAGAUUUUGGGUUGUAGCGUAAUUUGUCGUUAGGUUGGGUACGUAGGGCAGAGUUAUUAACUAUAGUCAUUUUUAAAAAUAAUAGAACUUGUCAAUUUAGUUAAUAUCGCAUUUGGCAGUUUUGAAGUUCUAUAUUUAAAAUAAAACCAACACUUCGAAAAAAACGUUAUAUAUGAUAUGGUUCACGGCAUUAGAAGAGUUAUUUAGACUUUUGUUGUCGUUUGCUUCUAAAUAUAUAUGAUCACUGAUCGCAGUGAUAUUAAUAAUAUAAACUAAAUUGUGAUUUAAACCUUUCUUCGUAUAUAAUAUAGCACAGAUCAUGCAGAUGAAUUUGUCAAAAUAAAAUUAAAUGGAUACAUUUUCAUGUAUUUGCUAAAAAAGCUUAUCAAUUAUGAACUCUCAUCUUUAUAAAUUGAAAAUUCGCAGUGCAACGCUACGUGUUUAUAUUUUAACGACCUGGCACGAUAUUUAGUUUUGUGUAUAGUAAAUGUUCGCACAUUAUAUCAUUUUGGUAUACGCGUAUUAAUUCAUACAAAUGUUUGACAAAUUUGCAUUGGUUCUGUCGUUGGUAUAGUAUGUAGGUUUUACGUCAAUCCCAAUUCAAAAUAUUUACAUGUUUGUUUUGUUAUAUGUGCUGGCUCUAAUGCCUUCUUCAUAUUACAUGCUUAAAUAAAGUUAAAUUAUAUAUAUCUUUGUAUGACUGCACAUGUCUUUUAUGACCUUAUACCAAAGCAUUGACAAAGUACAACAUAGUUGAACAUAUAGCGCAAGAAAAUUCAGGUCACAUGUUGUACUUUAAUUGUAAGUUGGAGAAAAUUUUUCGUUAUUGAAUUAUAUUGUAAAAGAUAAAACCGAUAUCGGUUUCAACUAAAAGGAGCAAUAGACAAUAGACACUUAGCGACAGAAAGCAAUAAUCAUCAUGUUAAAAGCGUACCAGUGCUCGGGAAAUUUGCGCUUCAAAUAAAUUUUGAUAGACUUUUUAAUCCACUGCAUAAAGGAUUGUUGAAUCAUCCGCAAACAGUUCACCACGUUCUGGUCAAAGUCAUUAUUUAAUAUGCAAACAGUAGAGGGUCAACGAUUCUUCACUCACAUUUCAAAUUUACAAUGGACAACAAUAGUUUAGCCUGUGUACAGACGUUAGUAAAUAAUUAAAAAGAUGGAUUCCUGCUGUGAUGCUUUCUCUACCCUUUCAGUUACCUGGCUUUAUUACAGUUCGAAAGCCUUUAUAGUUUAGGUGAAUAAUAUGGUUUAAAAUGCCCUUUUUUUACAUUGUCUAUUCAGUAGCUAACAAGUGCUCGAUCGUGCUACCCCUACUAAGUAUAGCACGUGGUCAUGACUCACGUGACCACACCAUACCAUACCAGGAUCUCUCCGUAGCAGGGUAGUGAGCGGAGGUGAAACACUGGAAAAGAGGUUGGCGUAAGCCCAGAUCUUCAUCGAUGCUAAUAAUAUGCUGAAAUAUGAAGAUUCGGGUUUACGGAUCGAAAGCUUUGCAAUAAUAGAAAUAGUGAUGUUUUUCACAAAGCAAGACAAAUAUUUAUAACUAUAUUUAUUAAACAGGUUUCAUGUUACAUUGGACAACACAUUUUUUAUGAAUUUUACGUAUUUAGAGCAAAAAUAAUAUUUAUUAUAAAAUUACAAAGAUUUUAUAUUAGUUCAGGCCGCUCAGUAAAAGAUUUAGUCAAAUAGACAUGGAUAUACACUGAUAUACACGGGUCGUCAAACCAGUCACGCGAAAAACGUAAAAAUUGCAAACUUAAUUAAAGUCUUCACUAGGUUACCCACAGGGCAGUAAUGCUGCCUUUGACAGCAAAAGACAAACUACAGGGUAUUGAACGAGUCCUUCAGAAACAUCCGAUUAUUGUGAUCCUUGUUAACCCAUUUAUUGACAGUACCCUACCACUGACUGAGUAUUAAAAAUCGUCUGGCGUUGGACAAGGUAAAUACUAAAAUAGGAGUCAUUACUGUGCUGAUGGAUUAACAAGAGACAUUGGCAUAUAGGUUUGUUAACCCAUUUACUGGCAGUACCCUAUACUACUGACGAGUAAAAUCUUCUGGCGCUGGACAAAUUUAAAGGAAGGACGCAUUGCCAGCUAAUAGUUAAACCACUGUGGUUAAACAUAAGAUUUGAUGCUCCAGGAAAUGUAAACAAGCUAUCAGUGUGACAGCCCAGUUUAUAUAUUUAUAUAUACUUGGAAUAUUGAUUUCUCGGUGUAUACAAAAUUAUUUUAAAGUAUAACAAUCAACGAAGAAGUAAGCCACUAACGUUCUAGUAAAAUUGGCCCAUUAAAUGUUUCUGAACUAGGUUACCCACAGGGCAGUAAUGCUGCCUUUGACAGCAAAAGACAAACUACAGGGUGUUGAACGAGUCCUUCAGAAACAUCCUAUUAUUGUUAUCCUAGCCUGCGUAGCGGCUCUCAGAGAAAGUAGACUUUCUCUGAUAGCCGCUACGCAGGCUAUUGUUAUCCUUGUUAACCCAUUUAUUGACAGCACGGCCCUACCACUGACUGAGCAUUAAAAAUCGUCUGGCGUUGGACAGGGUAAAUACUAAAGUCAUUACUGUGCUGAUGGAUUAACAAGAGCCAUUGGCAGAUAGGUUUGUUAACCCAUUUACUGGCAGUACCCUGUACCACUGACGAGUAAAAUUUUCUGGCGCUGGACAAGGGACUGGCGCAUUGUCAGCUAAUGGGUUAAACCACCGUGGUUAAACAUAAGAUUUGAUGCUCCAGGAAAUUUUACUCGUCAGUGUGACAUCCCAGUUUAUAUAUUUAUAUACUCGGAAUAUUGAUUUCUUGGUAAAUACAAAAUUAUUUUAAAGUAUAACAACCAGCGAAGACGUAAGCCACUAACUACCCUGCGCGGCUGCGCGCAGACUAUAUAAUGACAUAUAUAUGUUAUCCGUCCGGUUCGUCUAUCGCCAUCCGUCCGUCAUUCAUUCAUUCAUCCGUCCGACCGUAUCCGCGUUUUAUCCUAACUCGUUUUUAAAACACAAAAGUGCGGUUCGUCAUGUCAUGAUCAACAUUUUCAAAAGCGGCCAAUUAGACCAGGGGUUAAAGGGCAAUGACAAUGACAUGCAGGUGACAUUUAAUAUUGUUAUAUUGCAUCUCACUAAUUAAAAUUUGCGUGUUUAUUAAUAAUGUUUAUCAAAGAAAGCAAAAAUAUAUACAAGACAAUCUCACAUGUGAAAUUUUUUCACUUACGUACUGCCUUGUGAUGCAGUACAAGUAUAAACACCAAAUGACAAAGCAUUUGUAAAUCCUAAAACAUAAUUAAAUCAUACGGCACAUUCAUAUAAGUAAAAAUCGUAUUUCAGCCGCGCGUUUAUACUGCUUGGCGCAUUCGCUGCGUUAUAUUUAUUUACAUGAUUUUAAUAUCGUAUUUCAGCCGCGCGUUUAUACUGCUUGGUGCAUUCGCUGCGUUAUAUUUAUUUAUAUACACAGAAAAGCAUGUCAUUGUCUUUGCGGACCAUAGGCAAAAAGCAUUCGUCAACCACAUACCAAAUUUAAGCAAUCGUUAAAUCAUAUACAUGUCAUGUAAAGAAUAUGAAAAUAAUGUUGAAUGAAAGCUAGCAUCGCGUAUAAUGUUAAAAGCACCGCAUAUAGUGCUCGAACCACUGCGUAUAAUUGCAAAAACACCGCGUAUAUAAAUGGUGAAAGCACCGCGUAUAAUGCUGGAACCACAGCGUAUAAUGUGGGAACCACCGCGUAUAAUGGCGAAAGCACCGCCGUAUAAUGCUAAAAGCACCAAACAAAAUGCCGUUUGAUCACUUUAAGCCAGCUAUGGCUUUCCAUAAAAGAAGACCAAAGAUGAAAGAUGACCACAUUGCCUGUUUGCCUUAUGCUUGACCGCGCUGCACCACGGUUAAAAUUCACUGGUACCGUCAUGCAAUGCGCCAAAUAGAAAAUUUUGAUAUCGACCCACAAAACAAAAUUAGGCCUGCUGCCUUGCUCGCUCGCUUCAGGCUCGCUCGCUGCGGCAGCAAUUAAAUGUAUACACAAACGUUUUGCGACCGCCCACAGCCGACCUCUGAACUUUGACAAAUAAAGCUCAUAAACGCUGAUUAUUGCGCGUUCUAACUCUGUAUCAUACAGCUUCGAUUUCUCACUCCUGCUUAGUUUCUCAUGCGAAACAAUUAUGUUAAAUACAUAAAUACACAGCGUAGCUAUAUUAAUAUGGUUCGGCUCACCACAAAUUUUCGUUGAGUGCCUAUGUUUUGCCUCUUAUUACAAGACCAACUAGGAUAACUGAACAUAGUAUAUACCGCAACAUUAAUUGACAAUAUAUUCACUAAUGAUCUAGAACAAAUUGAAUCCAGUAAGAAUGGAUUAGUUUUUAGUGAUAUAUCAGAUCAUCUUCCAGUUUUUCAUAUUGCAUCUUUCCCAACGAAAAUGUACAGUUCUAAAGUUGAAACUUCGCAACAUCAAAGAAUAGUCAAUAAUGCCAAUCUUCUAUUAUUUUCUAAUUCUGUGAAAGAUAUAUCAUGGGAUACUAUUGUUGAAGACAAUGACCGCUCUGAAUCAUACAAGAAUUUCCAUAAUAAACUAAUACAAGCGUUUGAUAAAAGCUUUCCUUUAGUAAAACGGCAAAAACGAAAUAUAAUUAAUUACGAUAAAAGCCCUUGGAUGACUCAAGGUAUUUCUAAGUCUAUUGGAAUUAAAAACAGACUCUAUAAAAAGUGUCUAAAAAACCCAAGUGAAAAGAACAAAACUAUUUACAAAAAUUACAAAAAUAAAUUAAAACAUUUAAUUAAAAUUAGUAAAAAAGAUUACUUUGAAAAUCAAUUUAUUAAAUACAAAAACAAUAGCAAAAUGACAUGGCAAACAAUAAAUAAACUACUGAAUAGAAAUAAAAAGAAGGAAAAACUUUCUCACGUGUUUCAACAAAAGGGCAUGUUGUAAAAGACUGGACUGGACCGGACUGGACUGGACCGGGAAAACACGGACUGAGUCCGUGUUUUACAAAUCGCGAACUAAGAUUUGUAAAACGCGGACUGAGUCCAUGUUUUACAAAUCGCGGGCUGCGAUUUACUAAGAUUUGUAAAACGUGGACUGAGUCCGUGUUUUACAAAUCGCGGGCUGCGAUUUGUAAAAGGCGGACUCAUUUACUGAAUGAACUAAGGAUGAACGGUCGCAGUAAAGUAUUGUCUAUUCUCAUGACAAAGUUCAAUGUUUUUACCGAGAAAGUUCAAUGUUUUUGAUGAUCAUUUAUGGUCAUUUGGUGGUUUCAAAGCUUGGAUCUGGUUGUUCAACGGGUUAAAAUCAGAUCAGAACCUGUCAAGUACUCUUGACAAAUAUCGAAGAUUCUCACGCGACUAGGCAAUAUUUUUAUCAACGACCUCACCGUUCAUCCUGCAAGCGACGGUACCGAUGGACUCAGUCCUGUACUGACUCAGUCGUAAAAGUUUUGGCGGGAAUUGCACUCAGUCGUGAGAGUUUUGGCGGGAAUUGCGGAUAUUAAUAGGUUGGUCAGGGAAUAAUCAUAUCCUGGAGCUAAGGUUGGUAAAAAUUACUAUUAUUUAUUGUUUUGAAUAAAUCAAAGAUUUUAAUUAAAUGAUAGAAUGUUGAGUUAAGUAAUUUACAGGGCUUUCAGAGGGAAUUUAUAGAAUUUAUAUUGUCAAAAACAAGGGUUUAUGCCAUGUUUUAACAGGAAUUGGCAGACACCCCCCCGAAUUAAAAGGGGCUAGUUUCGCCCCUGGAUAUUAUAGCUCUUAUAGCAGAUACCAUUUAGUGUUACUCAUAAUUAGACUGAAAAUAGAGUUAAUUUGUUUAUUUUGCGUUCCGGUGGCGAAGAGUUUUCAAACGUUUUCACCCGUUUUCAAAAUUACGCGAUCAAGGACGAAAAUGCUAGAGUUGACAUGUCAGUUUUAUGUCAUUCGGUCACGAACUACACGAAGUUUAAACUUUGAGUUUUGCAGUUCCUUGUCGAUGUAUAUGCUUUGUAUGCUUUAUAUAAACAGGCUUACAAUGACUUCAAGAUACUUUUUAGUGGGAAUUAUUGCAAAAUUUAAGCACAAACAAAAUCAUAACAUCACCGUCAGGGAUGCCGGAACCACAGGUGCAGCGGGUGCAAGUGCACCCCUUGCCUUUUCAACUUUGUGGGUGCAGUGCGGGUGCAGACUCAAUGGGUGUAUCGGGUGCACAAAACUUUUACAGCAGACAGAAUUAAACGUCGCUUGAGGAUGUGUGUGGGGGUGUUCCACCCCGCAGUCGUCAGGAAUUCGGCAAAGUUGUUAUCCAUUUGGCGAAAGGUGAAACGGAAAGCAUUACUUAUGGAUUUUUUAUUGAAGCAUUACGGAGGAAUUGUGCCUAAAUAAUUGUAUUCGGUCCGAAAAAAAUUGGUGACGGGGAGGGAGGUCGACACGAAUGUUGGAUCAUGACGCCCUUUCAUUUUCAUUGGUGCCCUUUUGUUAUGGAGUAUGCCCUUUUGUUAACCAAUUGCACCCCUUGCCCUCAGCAACUUCCGGCAUCCCUGAUCACCGUUCUAGCGCGCGCGUGUUUUAUACUGACAGGUAUAUUCCUGGAUAAAUUGCAACCACGAGGUUGGAUAAAUUGUUAUUUUUCAAACUUUAAAAGUUAUUCACGACACAUAUUUCUGUUGUGAUGGUUUGUAUUGUGCUUGUAUCUAACUCAUUUUUGUUCAGUUUUGGUAUUAAAUACGGUUUGAAAUGUCUUUUGACAGUUUGUUUACGUUUGCUAUUUUUAGCAGUUUUUGUGACAUAAAAUUGACAUUUGAAGUAAAGAGUAUUUUUCAGGGAGGUCGCGUAAUUUUGAAAACGGGUGUAAAAGGGUGUCUAUAAAUUUGCGAGAAAUAUGCGAAAUGAAUACUAUAAUCGAAUAACGAUUUUUAGAAACUUCGUCGUAUGACAACAAUAAAAGUUAAUAACACAAAUAUUUAAAAGGCAAAUUCGAUUAGAGUAUUCAUUUCAUAUUUCUCGCAAAUUUGUAGACACCUUUAUUUAAUACGCCCUCUUCGCCACGAACACAACUGAAUAAACGAAUUAACUCUAUUUUCUUCUAAUUAUGAUUAACACUAAAUGGUAUCUGCUAUAAGAGCUAGCGGCUAUAUCUAUACAGGCAUACAACUAAUUACGGCAACGGCCACACUUGAUAUACGCACGAGUUUCCUCGACAAUAGAUUAGUGGCACAAAGUCCCACAUGGCUGAGCGUGCUCCUAAGAUUGAACGCUGUUCAUCAGUUUAUUUCAAACAAUAAAUAAAUCAAAUAGUAAUUUUUACCAACCUUCGCUCCAGGAUAUGAUUAUUCCUUGACCGACCUAUUAAUAUCCGCAAUUCCCGCUAAAACUCUCACGACUGAGUGCAAUUCCUGAGUCAGUACAGGACAGAGUCCAUCGGUACCGUCGCUUGCAGGAUGAACGGUGAGGUCGUUGAUAAAAACAUUGCCUAGUCGCGUGAGAAUUUUCGAUAUUUGUCAAGAGCACUUGACAAGUUCUGAUCUGAUUUUAACCCGUUGAACAACCAGAUCCAAGCUUUGAAACCACCAAAUGACCAUAAAUGAUCAUCAAAAACAUUGAACUUUCUCGGUAAAAACAUUGAACUUUGUCAUGAGAAUAGACACUACUUUACUGCGACCGUUCAUCCUUAGUUCAUUCAGUAAAUUCCGCCUUUUACAAAUCGCAGCCCGCGAUUUGUAAAACACGGACUCCGAUUUGUAAAACACGGACUCAGUCCGCGUUUUACAAAUCUUAGUUCGCGAUUUGUAAAACACGGACUCAGUCCGUGUUUUACAAAUUCAGUCCGCGAUUUGUAAAACACGGACUCAGUCCGCGUUUUCCCGGUCCAGUCCAGUCCAGUCCGUGUUUUACAAAUUCAGUCCGCGAUUUGUAAAACACGGACUCAGUCCGCGUUUUUACAAAUUCAGUCCGCGAUUUGUAAAACACGGACUCAGUCCGCGUUUUCCCGGUCCAGUCCAGUCCAGUCCGGUCCAGUCCAGUCCAGUCCAGUCCAGUCCGUCUUUUACAACAUGCCCAACAAAAGAACUCAGAUAUUAAUUUUUCUGAGUCCAGUCCAGUCCGUCUUUUACAACAUGCCCAACAAAAGAACUCAGAUAUUAAUUUUUCUGACCCAACCGGUAAUUGCUAACAAAUUUAAUGAAUAUUUUGUAAAUGUUGGUCCAAAAUUGGCAAAAGGUAUUCGAAAAAAUGAUACAGUAUCAUUUGAAAAAUAUCUCAAAGGAAACUAUAGAGAGAGUAUGUUUGCUUAGCCUGUUACUGAACUUGAAAUACUGACUGAGAUUGAUAACUUAAAUACAAAUAAAAGUGCAGGACAUGAUAAUAUAAGUGCCAAAAUGAUAAAAACUAUAAAACAAGAAAUCUGCAAACCUCUUGCACAUAUUUUCAAUUUAACGUUUGAUACCGGAGUAAUCCCGGAAUCACUAAAAAUAGCUAUCGUUACUCCUAUUUUUAAAGCAAAUGAAAGAUACCUGUUUGAAAAUUACAGACCAAUUUCAGUUCUCACAUGUUUUUCAAAACUACUUGAAAAAAUAAUGCAUAAAAGACUAAUUUCAUAUAUUGAAAAACAUAAUAUUUUAUCUAAACAUCAAUAUGGUUUCAGGAAAAAUCGGUCAACUGAACAUGCUAUAAUUGAACUAACUGACAAAAUUUCAAAAGCUAUAGAUGAUGGUAAAUAUACAAUUGGUAUUUUCCUUGAUCUAUCUAAGGCUUUUGAUACAUGCAGUUAACCCAUACCUAAUUUUAAGAAUUUUUUAUCACUGCACAUUUUAUGCCAAAAAUUUCCGAAUGACUAAGAAUAUUUGGAAAUUUUUGGCGACCUCCCCACCCCCCCCCCCGUCGCCAAAAAAAUUUUGGUCAGUGUACCAUUUUAAGGGUCAAAAAUUUUUUCCGGACAUACCAAAAGCCAGAUAUUAACUAAAAAUUGCCCGAAUCUCAUGAUUUUCGUACAAAAAACAUAUACUAUUAUUUAAUUCGCUAAUUUGGCAGUCAUCAUUUCAAUUUCAAUUGAAUCAUUCUCUUGUGUUAAUUAACAACUUAUCAAAGCAAAUUUUAUCACUGCACAUUUUACAUUUUAUCACUGCACAUUUUACUUUUAUCACUGCACAAAUUGGUUAUCACUGCACACUAAAAUUAGGUAUGAGUUAACCACGAUAUUCUCCUAAAAAAACUUGAACAUUAUGGCAUAAGAGGAAAUUGCCUAAAAUGGUUUGAAAGCUACCUACAUGAAAGAAUGCAAAUUGUUAAAUUUGGUCAUCAUAAAUCAAACAAAUUGAUUGUAUCUACAGGAGUUCCGCAAGGCUCUAUUCUUGGGCCACUACUUUUCCUGUUAUAUAUUAACGAUAUUGAAAACUGUAGUAAAAUUAUAUCCUUUGUUAUGUAUGCUGAUGACACUAAUGCAUUUCACUCUGACAAAUGCUUAAAAUCAUUGACACAUGUUAUGCAAGAAGAAAUGAAUGAAGUAAUUAAAUGGCUAAACGUGAAUAAACUAUCUAUAAAUACAACAAAAACUAAGUAUAUAAUUUUUAAAUCAAGAAAUAAAAAAUGCGACAUUGAAAUCGAUAUUAAACUUAAUGAUAACAUUAUACAACAGGCUUUUCAUAUCAAAUUUUUAGGUGUAAUUUUAGAUUGUGAAUUAACAUGGAAAAACCAUAUAAAUUUGGUUGCUAAACAUAUAAUUAAAUCUGCGGCACUUAUAGCAAAACUGCGACAUUACACAAAUAAAAAUACACUUAAGUUGAUUUAUUAUGCAUUGGUUUAUCCAUAUCUUACCUAUGGGAAUCUAGUAUGGGGUAAUACGUACCCAACAAGGCUACAGAAAAUACAGAAUAUACAGAAAAAAAUUAUCAGAUUGAUAAGUUUUAAAUCGUAUCUUGAACACACUGAGCCAUUGUUUGAGAACUUAAAGAUCUUGAAUAUCUUUAAGAUCAAUGACUUUUUAAGUUGUUUAUUUAUGUACCGGUUUAAACGUCUACAAAACUUACUUGAAUAUUUUAAUGGCUACUUCGCACAGAACAAUGAAGUGCAUCAUUACAAUACUCGAAAUGCUAACAAAUUUCAUGUAAAUUUUAGCAGAGCAAAUUAUGCAAAACAUUCUAUUGUUAACAAGGGAGUUAAGAUAUGGAAUUCACUCGAUAAUGAAAUUAGCAGUAUUACAUUUUAUUGUACUUUUAAGAAAAAGUCAAAAUUAUUUUUCUUGUAAAAUAUACUUUAAUUGUUAUUAUCUGUAAACUUUGUUCAAUUAGCUCAUUAUAUUACUUUUACUUUAAAAUUUUCCUUACUUUAUACUUGUAUUUGUAAAUAUUCCUAUAUUCUUUCGACAUUAUAUGAUUAACUUACCAUAUAAAACAAUUGUAAAAAUAUUAUAGAACUAGGGACCUUUGAACAAAAAGCCUGAAAGGGUUUCAUGAAGGCUCCUAGCCCGUCAUAUUUUAUUGUAUACUUUAGAUU